Podarcis lilfordi (Lilford's wall lizard) is the source of this 53875-nucleotide messenger RNA. The record is from the annotation of a GenBank genome assembly. Lineage: Eukaryota; Metazoa; Chordata; Lepidosauria; Squamata; Lacertidae.
CUGGGUGAAGGGUACCACAAUGCCACACUUUGCAGGUAACCCUUCCCAUAUUUACUUCUGAGCAACUUCCUUGUGUUUCACUUUUUCUUUUUCUUUUUGAGAGGUGUCUUUCAACCUCAAAGUUCGGUCUGCAUCACGAAAGGGGGCGGGAGAAGACAUUUUGUUGUGACACGUUACCUUGGUUGAACUGUUUAUUUUAUUUGAAACCUUGUUGAUUUGUUUUGGUUUGUUUCUCUGUCCAGGAGUGGUGGAAAAGGAUGGAGUUGGUGACUGGGAGGAGAUGAGUGCAUUGGUAACGGUGCCUUUCCCCUGGCCAUGAUUUUCAACUGUUGUUAUUUGUCCGUCAUUUAACCGUUAUUUGCAGUCACUUUGAUCUAGUUGUUGGUUGUUUUAGGUAAGGGCAGGGCCUGACAAGUACCUAGGUGAUCAAAAGGGGAAAAAGUAAUUCUUGGUUCAUUGCGGCUUCUAGAGGGAUGGAUGAUAUUGGAGGUAAGACUAGUUAUGUAAGGAGAGGGGCUUUAGACAUUUGGAAGCUAUUGCCCUUUUCUGGUCCUUCUCCCACCCAACAAGAUUUAGGCUCUUAUGUUAGCCUUCCUAAUUGUGUUUUAUUUGUUGCUUGUAAAAAUAUCCAAAUUCCACUUUAUAAUAAAAAAGGUAUCACAGCAAUUUACAACUACAUGAAAACAUAAAACCAGACAAUAAAUCAUAAAAAGUUUAAAGCAAGGGAAAAUAAAAAAAGAAAUUAGAAAUUAGAACAUCAAUAGACAAUUGUAUGUGGGAUAUGUGUGUGCUGAUCCUGAACACUAGGUCAUCCCAUAAUAAAACAUCAGUCAUCCACAAUUUGGUUGUGGAUGAAGCAGCAGCCCAAGUCUGUAUUACUGAGACCUGCAAGGGGGCAUGAGGCUGACCUGACCCACGUUUGCCUAUUUGGGUCCUUAGUACCUUGUUGAUAGGGAUGCUGGUGGCGCUGUGGUGUAAACCACUGAGCCUCUUGGGCUUGCCGAUCAAAAGGUUGGCAGUUCGAAUUCCUGCGAUGGGGUGAGCUCCUGUUGUUCUGUCUCAGCUCCUGCCAACCUAACAAUUCGAAAGCAUACCAGUACAAGUAAAGGUAAAGGGACCCCUGACCAUUAGGUCCAGUCGCAGACGACUCUGGGGUUGCAGCGCUCAUCUCGCUUUAUUGGCUGAGGGAGCCGGCGUACAGCUUCCGGGUCAUGUGGCCAGCAUAACUAAGCCGCUUCUGGCAAACCAGAGCAGUGCACAGAAAUGUCAUUUACCUUUCCACCAGAGUGGUACCUAUUUAUCUACAUGCACUUCAUGCUUUCGAACUGCUAGGUGGGCAGGAGCUGGGACCGAACAACAGGAGCUCACCCCAUCGCGGUGAUUCGAACCAGCAACCUUCUGAUCGGCAAGCUCUAGGCUCCACCCGCGUCCCACCAGUGCAAGUAGAUAAUAAUAAUAAUAAUAAUAAUAAUAAUAAUAAUAAUAUUUUAUUUAUAUCCCGCCCUCCCCAGCUGAAGUCAGGCUCAGAGCAGCUAACAACAGUAAAUAGGUACCACUCCGGUGGGAAGGUAAAUGGCAUUUCCAUGCACUGCUGUGGUUUUGCCGGAAGCGGCUUAGUCAUGCUGGCGACAUGACCCGGAAAAAUUAAAAAUUGUCUGCGGACAAACGUUGGCUCCCUUGGCCAGUAAAGCGAGAUGAGCACCGCAACCCCAGAGUUGUUCGCGACUGGACUUAACUGGCAGGGGUCCUUUACCUUUAAUACUAAAAAUAAAUGCACCUUGGGGUUUUUUGCAAGAAAUAUUUCAUGUUGGGGAAAUACGACUUUGUGACAAAGAUUGCUGAUAAAACAUUGCCGCCUAAAAGAUUUGUAAUAAAACAUUGUUUUCUCUUAGAAUGUCCUCUAGUCUUCAUUGCUCUGGGGGUAUGAAUAUUAUACAUUCAUGCUUUAUAUUCCAUGUACUGUCAGAAAUCUGAAUUGCUAACGUUUAUUGCAUGAUUGUGUCACUCUUGUUUGAAUAAUAGCUUCCUACUUCCAAGAUGCUCCUAGUUAUUGCAAAAGAGCUGUCUUCUGAAACAAGCUAGACAUGAUCUCCCCUCUCAAAACAACUGAAUGCACCCGAUAAUGGACCUUUCAGGGCUUGUUAAUAGAUAUAUUAACAAAUGUUUGCAUAAAUUCUCGUCUAGGUAAGGUCCCAUUUGAACACGUUGUCUGGGGAUGCCUCAGUGGCUCACGUUUAUGGGCUUGCAUAAAGAAAUGCAUCAGUGUUGUCUAGUGUUAGGAUGUGGUGCCCUAUUCUGCACGUGUAAUAUCCAUUAUGAAUGCCAUAUUGAAUAUAAAUAAAUGCCAUGUUCACUUCUGAUCUUAUUAUGCAGUCAAGCAUGAUGCUCAACAGUCAUCAUUCCCACACCAUGUUAGAGACCUGCAUUUGGUGUUAUAAUCCAUAAGGGUGGAGUUGGGUUAUGAAACUACAGGUGCCAAGGCCAUAAUUCACGGGCAGCAAGGCACGGUUAGCAGUUAGCUGUGCUUUUGUAGGUAAAUUAUGUAAAUCACUGACUUUAAAGGAAACACUUUUGCCCCUGCUCUUCUUUCCUUUUGUUAAUUGAAACUUAGAAAAUGUCAAUCCGCAAUAGGCAAACCCAUAUUAUUUUGCCAACUGCUUUCUACAAAUCUAUUUUUUCCUUCAAAAAUCACACCAAGUUUUUCAUCUUCAUCACCAUCACCCGUAGGUGCCUGAGGAAUGGAGAUGUCUCACAGAUUUUCUUUUUAAAGCUUCUUGCCUUCGGUCUUUUGUUUUAGAAUUAUCCAUUGGGUCUAUAGUUGAGAACCUCAAGAAAGCGAGAGAGGUAGCACAUGGUCACCCUGGAAUUCCUGAAGAGCUAGGAUGUUACUUGCAGAAAGCUCUUGAUGCAGCAGGAGGAUUGGACCUUUACCUGACAAGAGAGGCAAGUUCUAACAGGUAACUCAUUUAUCAUCUGGCUGUGACAGAAGGCGUGACUAAAUUUCCUUGUGCUACCUUCUCUACAUUGUGAAUGUAUAGUUCAGUCUAUUGUUAUGUGUUGGCUCUUUUACUGCCAUGAGUGGGAUUAUCACAAAUGUUUUGAUGGAAAUCUGGAAAAAAAAUGAAUAUUUCUUAAUGGCCCGUGAUGGUUAGGUGAUUUCUCUUCAUGGAAUCUAAUUGUUACAAAAAGGUUUUCUUGAUAGUCUCUGUUGGGAUUGUUUUGCAACCAGAGAAGAAUCAGAGUUUGGUGAGAGUGACACUUCUGAUCUACCACUAGUAAAAGGCUGGUGUGUUUGUGUGCAUGUCUGUUUGUGUGUGAAGGAACAAAAGAAACUGUUUUGGGAUAUUACAGCUUCCCUCCCAUGCCAGAUUGCAGCAUUGAGAGGGGAGUUAUAUUACUCAGUUUAAGCAAAAAUUAUUUAGGGGAGCUCACAAUGGCAAACUUAAACCAACUCCUGUCUUAAAACAAUGCAAAUAAUGAGACAUCCAAGUAAAAUUGUUACUCACUUGCCUCUCAAGCCAAGCAAUGGAGAUCAGGAAAAUAGAAGAUCAGAAAGUUUAAUGAAUGAAGCAUGGCUCUUAUUUCAGUCUGUGGAAAAAGUAUGCUAAACAAAUACACAGUAGAUGUGGGCCCACUCCAGUUAUUCAAUUAAUUUAGGCUACAAUAUUACACAGGUUGCAAUUGUAACCAAGUAUACUAUUGAAUCGGGCUUACUCCCAGAUACAUGGGGUUAGGAUUUCAGCCUUAUUUUGGGAAUAAAACUCCAUUAAACACUUAGACACUUCUAAGAUUGUGCUUUCAGAUGCCCCAGAGCUUGGGUCUUCAAAUAACUUACUCUGUGAGCAUUAAUUAAUCUGCUAACUAAAUUGCUUUAGUAACUAAACUAAUUAAUUAAGCUAAUUUUAGGUAUCAUUAAUUCAUCAGCCUGACUGGGACUGUCAUUAUUCCUUUCUCAGCUAUAACAAUAAUACCUGGGUUGCUAAAUAGUUCCCAUUUAUCAGCAUAUAUUCUGCUAUGGGGGGAAGAGAAAAAAGUUUGUUCAUUUCUUAGGAGCUACCAAUGUGUAAACUGUUCCAGUCUGUAGGUUAUAGGAAAACUGAGUGUUGGUUCUGUUGCUGAAAUAAUAGUCGGUAGUUGUCUGACUAACGCUUGCUGGUGAUAAUAGCUAUACAUUAUCUUAUUAAAGUUGUUCAAGCACUGGCGAGGGGCAGCAAAGAGGUUACCUGAAAUGUCUUACUCUUCCAGUCUUGGAGUAGCUGAGCAUAUCUGUUAUGGGUUAUGAAUUUUUUCUUAUAUUAUGGAAGACUGUGUGGGGAGCAGAGCAGGAACAGAUGAUGUCUAUUUCAAAUGCUGGCCUGGAGGUAUUCAUACCUAAGCCUUGUGGGGUUCUGCUUUCUUCCACUGAGACAGAUCUCAUUUCCUUGAAAGGAGGAGGAAUGCUUGGCUAUUCGAACAUUGCAGCUGAUGUUGCGACCCCUUAAAAAACAGCUGUAUGGAGUGAUACUAAUUAUCUACAUUGAUUGUUUAAUUGAUUGAUGCCCAGCCUUUUUCUCCCAGGAGCUCAAGGUGGUGUACAUGGUUCUUCCCCUCCUCAUUUAUUCCCCACAACAACCCUGUGAGAUAGGUUAGUCAGAGAUGCAGGCUGGCACUCUAACCAUGACACCACACUAACUCAGUGUGGAAUAAAUCCAUGUAAAAUUGUCAAGCAUUGCCAAUUAGGUGGCCAAAAACGACCAACUACACAAGAUGGUUCCUUCAGCAAGGUGAUCCCACCGAUAUGUACAAACCACUGAUCUAGAGCUUACAUUUUCUUCGGUGGGUUCAUCAUUCUGAUGUCUGUUUUGCCUGGACAAUGACUAUUCUUAUACAUGGGUGGCCAUAGUCCUAUAAGCAGUGCCUUGCUGGAUCAGGCCAGAGUUCCAUGCAACAACUUAUUAUUGCUCAACAACAGCAAACUAGGUGGCUCUGAGAAGAUUAUAAGUAGGACUUGAAGAUCAUGGCCAUCUUCUAUUACAGGAGUGGGAAGUCUUUGGCCCUCCAGAUGUUGCUGAACUACAGCUCCCACCAGUCCUUGCAAGCAUAGCCAGGGAUGAUGGAUGUUCAGCAACAUCUGGUGACUCAAAGGUUCCCCACACCUGUUCUAUUAGUUGCUUCUGGCACCUGAAAACCAGAAGUAUCCACGAAGAGAUCUGUCCUUCACAAAUUUAUCUAAAGCAAGCUAAGCUUGUGUUCAUCAACACAUAUUGAGGUAGCAAAUUGAUGUUUUUUUAAACACUAGGGUCAUAGCCUAAGGAUUUAUUGGAAAGGGGGUACCAAAAAAAAAUAAAAUCUGUUUCCAGUGAGUUGAUCCUUUUCUUCCUUUCCAAUUAUAAGGACAACGUCAUCCAAGUAUUGCCUUUUGAAUGUCCAAUUCAGUGAAAUGAAGGUCAAGACUAAUGAAGAGCAGCUCUCAAGCUAUGCAGAAGGUGAGUCCUUUGCAUUAUGAAAUAACUAUGUUUUGCACAUUGAUAAUGGAGUUUAGGCUUUGCAUGCAGGUAAAAUUUGGCAAACCCCAACAAAGGCUUCAUCUAAUCCUAUAUGUUUACUCACAAAGCAUAUAUGGAUUUCCAAAUUCUAGGUAGAACCAAGGAACCAUGAGAUGCAUACCUGCAAGCAUAGAGAUGUGAUCACAUGUUUUAUAAUUUUGCACUAUUUAUUUAUACCCAAGAGUAGACUAGCUUUAUACCAGUGUAGUUUAUAUUUAUUACAAUAUGUAGUGUAUAGGCUGCAACAACUAUUUCCUGUGGAAUGUUGCAGACAUCUAGUGAAUGUUGUGAAUGUUGACUGCCUGCCUGCCUGAUUCAUUCAUUCAUUUGUUAAAAUACUGAUAUCCUGCCUUUCCAUUUUAUGGAUUCUAUAAGUUAGCUGGCUAAUAUUGGAAAAAAAUUACACAUUAUAAUACACAAUAAAAACUAAAACAAAUAAACACAGCACCAACAUCAAGCACAGGGAACAGAAUCAAUAAAGCACAAUAGAGAAAGCCCUAUCCUCUUCAUAAAAAAUGGGAUAAAUGGAGCAGGGAAUUUAAGGAAGAUCUCAAUGUGUGGAAAGGUCCACUUGGAAGAAAAUGGUCCUUGGUGUAUCCCAGACCUAGACCAUUUAUGACAACCUUCUCCAACCUGGUGCCCUCCAGAUGUAUGGGACUAUAAUUCCCACCCACCCAUGCUGGCUGGGGGUGAUGGGAGUUUUAGUCUGAAACUUUUUGUGAAAACCAGUACGGUGGUAACUUGGGUUACGAACUUAAUUCGUUCCGGAGGUCCAUUCCUAACCCGAAACCGUUCUUAAUCUGAGGCGCGCUUUCACUAAUUGGGCCUUCCACUGCCGGUGCACCACUGGUGCGCAAUUUCUGUUCUCAUCCUGGGGCAAAGUUCGUAACCCGAGGUACUACUGUACUUUGAAUUGGGUCCAGAAACCAACUAGAAGCCAGAGUAUGUAAAAGAAGCAUUUGGUUUGCACAGUUAGUCACCUGGGCGCUGCAUUCUGGAACAGUUGCAGUUCCAAAAAAGCCACACCCUGCCUAAAGUGUGUUACCAUUGUCUAGAGGAUGUCACCAAAGCAUGACUUGCUUGUACUAACUUGUUUCUAUCCCAAAAAAGGGUAAAAAUAGCGAACUAACUUAAGUUGCUGAAAAGCACCCUUGCCAACUGAGCAUUCUGGGUACUGCUUAUGGCAACAUCUAAACAGCAGUUUUGAAGGCGGUCAGUUGUAUGGGCCAUACACCAUAGCUGUCAACUUUUCCCUUUUCUUGUGAGGAAUCCUAUUUGGAAUAAGGGAAUUUCCCUUAAAAAAAAGGAAAACCUUGACAGCUAUGCAUACACAGCAGAAACCACAGCUUUUGUACAAUUGAGUCCACAGUUCUCUUUCUCCUCCCUUUCUAUCCUUGCCACAAAAGGAGGCAAUCCUACACACUGGCAGACAAAGGUGGGGUGGGGGGAGCAGUCCGCCCUGGGUGCUAUCCCGGGGGGGUGACAUCAUGGCUGCCCCCGCCCCCGUGAUGCUCGGUGCCUGCCACGCACCCCCGGGACGCUCACCGCUCACGCCCCGGGAUGCACACAGCUUGCUGCGCACCUGCCCGACACAUGUCAUGCCCCCGCGGGCGGUAUGCCACACCCCCUGGGACGCAUGCCAACUACGCCCCUGGAUGUACGCCGCUUCCGGUGCCGGGGAGUAAUGGUUGCACAUUCUGCGUAGUAGCAGUCAUACUUCAAUUUUAGAAAAGAGGUACUUUCCCACAGAUAUUUCCAUGAUUUGCAUCAACACGCUGAAAAUUAUAAGUAUGCAGUUUCAGAGGAGGGCUUGCAAUCCUAUUACAGUCCAUAGGUACUCUAAUUUUUUUGUACCCCACAAAGAGAUAAAACGUAAUAGGUGUGCACACCCACAGGCUGAAGACAAGCUUCAACAAGCUUCCAUGUAUAAAUUCAAAAUCAUGCAAAUGGGAGAUAAAGAUGUGGAGAUAUAGGGUUGUAUACAACAAAGUUUUAAUGGGCCGAAGUUACUCGUGUCCAUUAAUUUAAAUGUGUCUACUCUGAGUAGGAGUAACAUUGGAUCCAACCCAUUGUUGCCAUCACACCAGUAGCAACCUAUUCCGUUCCUGGAGAAUGCACAGUCCAAGCAUUUGAUAUGAGUGAACAGCCUUUCCCCCUCAAGCCAUCUUUACUUAUUUUGCUGGCAGUAAGGAUAUUAAAUUAAUGAAGGAGGAGUCAGAUUUUUAUUCCUGCAAAAAUCUGGGUGUUUUUAUAGAGGAUGAUUUGUCAGGGAUGAAUACUGGUCCAUUUCAGAUUAUUUCAACACUCAGUGCCUUUGCUCCUCUGUGAAGUUAUUACACUAAAUCGCCAGGUUCGUGCAUCCCAGAUGUUGCCAUCUUUUGUGUAAUACAUCAUUGAAACAAAGUGCCCUGGCAACGUAUAGCAGGAAUACAUUGUUCAAAGGGCAGCAGCGAUGAUAAAUCUCUUAAAUGAUGUUGCUGUCUGGGGAUAAUGACUUUAAGAGCAAAUGCAAGGUAAUCUCGUGAUUCUCAAACCCCCCAUCGACUUAACAUGUCCCAGGAACAUGAUAUGUGAAACAUCUUGAAGCCUUUUUUCACAGGGGCAAAUAUUCAAAUAUUCAGCGGUUCAGGCCCUGCUUUAGAACAACGCUAGCUGGCAUUUAUCAAAAAGGCUUUUAACAUUUUAAAUGAUUGCCUGUUACUUCCUGAAGCUCCGUGUUGAUGCUGUCGCUUUGUGGUUAUAGUCCCAAUUCUGAAAUGUUCUUGUAUCAUCAUUCUGCGCCUUUGCUUGCCAUUUGAGUACGUCUUGAGUGAAACUCUGGGCCCCAGCUGCGCCGUAGAUCGACAGGAAUACCAUGUUUAACAGGCAUGGCUUCUCCCCCACAAAAAACUCCCAGGGAACCAUAAUUUAUAACUUAUGUUGGGGUUUCCAUAAGCCACAGAAGCACAACGACAAAACGUAACAGAACAAAACAAUCCGAUUUUAGAAAUUUACCACACAAGUUGCUCACCGCAAAGCAAUAUCUGUGAAAGCCCUACCUGAACCAUUUUUAAGCCUUUUUCAGAUACUAAACACACAUCCCACAAUAUUCCUCAAGACCUCCACCGCAAGGGCUAGAAGAGUGUUUUGUUUUCAUGGAAAUUGCCAAUCUAAAAAUCACAGCUCCCCCCCCCUCCCCAGGCAGCUUCUAGUCAGUUUGUAUAAAUAUAAAAGUCUCAUGCUUUGGACAUUGCCAGUGGUACUUGUGUAUGUGAAGUCAAAAUGGUAGAAAUGUGAUGUAUUUGCAUCCUGUUUUCCUUUCUGCCCAGGGCAACUUCACAGGAUGCUGGUGCAUAUGACAGGAGCCAAAACAAUUUUGAUAAUAGGAAGGCUAAAAGUCCCAUCCAUUUUGGCUAUGGCUGAACUGGUGCCAGAAGACAGCAGCAUAACCAUAUGUGCCACACAGCCCCAUUUUGGAGAAUCCAGCCAGGAGGCCUUUGAUUUCUCAGCUCAUGGCAACAAAAUGAGGGCACAAAUAGGACCAAUAAUGGACUCCUUGGAGGUACGGUUUUGCUUUAAGAACUGUUUGUUGAAUCUAAGUGACAAACACUGUUAAUUAUUGCAAAACUUCACAUACACCUGUUUUCUAAAUUCCCUUGCUGCUUCAUUAGACCCACCGAAGAUUGACUCCAUGAACGAAGGUCAUACAAAUUAGACUAGGCUCAUAAGAUUACCCCACCCUUGCAAUUAACAAGUUGCCUGGUGCAGAAUACUGCUGCAAAAUACUGAGGGUCUUAUCUGGGUGGGAGAGGGGGGAAAUGUAUGUAUUAAUCAUCUUGCUCCUCAUGAGCCUCCAGGUGAUUUACAUAAAAUGCAGGGAAGGAAAGAGGAAAUCUGCCAUCUAGACCUUGACCUUCAUAUACUAACCUGGAGUGGAAUUAGGAUCAGAAGGAUGCAUAUUUUGUGGUUAUAAAGGUUGCCUAUCUGUGCUACACAGGGAGGGAGGUUUGAGAGUCGAAAGGAAAAGGGCGCUAUUUGCUUCCCCCCCAAUCCUCAGAUUUCCCCAUGCUGCUUGGCUUAAAUCUGAACUCUUGAGUACUACUUUAUAUAGAAAUAUUGGAGUUGGGGAAGCAUGUUCAGGAGGAGGAUAUAAAGUUGUUAUGGUGGGCUUGCUCGAGAUCAGGCCUCCCAGUCAACAAUACAGCUUGAAAAAGGCCCAACAUUUCACUACCCAGCUGGGCUUUAGUUAGGGCUGACUGAGUUCCUCAUAUGCUCUUCCUGCUCUUCCUCACUGCAACUUUCUUUUGCAUUAUUUCUGCUGCCUUGCCUUUGGUUCUCAGUUAAACGGUCGCAAGCUUCUCAGACUCUUUUGUCGCUGUGUGCUUGACAGGAAAUAAAUAUGUACACCUCGAUACAAUGAUUUUGGCAGAUACACUGGGUGGUAGUGGGGGUGGAGAAUGUUACAGAUCACCUGCAAUGGUGCAAGGUUUUAAAAAUCCUUUUGGCUCCCUGCAAAGAGUGUGAAAUUAAUUGAAUUGCUGUUGCUCUCUAGUGCUCAUUCAGUGUAACUGACUGUGAAUAAAAAUAUCUAGAGGCAAGCAGAGUACAUGCAGUGUGAAGAUUAAAGAAGGGACCUGGAUGGGAGCGAAGACAUGAAAAUGGAACCUUUAAAGGAGAGCGCUGCGGUUGAUUUUCCGACGGCGUGCUGUAAACAGCCCUUGCGAAAGGCUAAGUGAUCUAGAUUGUCAAACACGGCCAGAAGACAGCACGUCUUCAAUAUCUCCAAAGUGGGGUUAAGUUGGAAAGAGUCAAAACUCUUUGUAGCACAUUUAGCACUGCUGCUUUUCUCUCAGCCCUGAAUAUCCAGAAUGAGGGAACAGAGGCUCCCAAAGAUGGUGGGUGGGAAGAGAGAGAGAGAGAGAGAGAGAGAGAGAGACCGGGAAAUGCCAAAAGAGGAAUAAAUACAUAUUUAACCACAUAUCUUACCCAUAGUGGUCAUUGUCCACCAAACAUACAGUGGUACCUCAGGUUACAUACACUUCAGGUUACAUACGCUUCAGGUUACAGACUCCACUAACCCAGAAAUAGUGCUUCAGGUUAAGAACUUUGCUUCAGGAUGAGAACAGAAAUCAUGCUCUGGCGGCGCAGUGGCAGCAGGAGGCCCCAUUAGCUAAAGUGGUGCUUCAGGUUAAGAACAGUUUCAGGUUAAGAACGGACCUCUGGAACGAAUUAAGUACUUAACCUGAGGUACCACUGUAUUGCAUUCAGGAAUCUCUCUCUCUCUCUCUCUCUCUCUCUCUCUCUCUCUCUCACACACACACACACACACACACACACACACUGAUCAACUGAAAAUAUUCUUGCCCACUUUUGAGCUCAUGUUGUGAUUGGUUCCACCUUGGACAUCGAUUACAUCUGAGCUUUUGAAGGUCUUGUGGUAGUGGACCUUGCUGCGAUCUGAACCAGCUUUCAUGUGGUUGGGCAGCGGGGAGGGGCUGCAGCCACAUCCUUUCAGGUGGCAACCCUCUUCAUGUAGAAAUUCAGCAGAAUGUUCAUAGGAUCUCCUUGUUAGUAGCUGUGCGUUGGAUCGGAUUGAUGUAGCAUUAGAGACAACAUUCCCUGUCCUCCUAUUGCCCCUUUCUGGUUUAUCCCAUAUCUGUGGUUAGCUUUCAUUCAUGAUCAUUAAAGCACUGAAACUCCCGCAAACACAGGGUUUACUAAUCUGUAUGCAUUGGAGCAAGCACAUCCUCUCUAGUGCAGAGAGGUUUCCUGGUACAGUACCUGAAGGUGCGCCCAUUCAAGGGAGAAAAGGGCUUCUUCAGACUGAAGACGAGCUGCAGUAAGGUUAGAUGGGCCAAUAAGAUUACAAUACUGAAUGAGGGAUGGAGUUGCUCUCAGAGAGAGAGAGAGAGAGAGAGAGAGAGAGAGAGAGAGAGUGUAGAACCAUCUUCUCAAAUAAGUGCCAUAUGGAGGUGCCUUAUGUGUUCUGCCUGCUUGCCAGAUUUGUUCCUUGCCAGUUUGUGUGUGUGUGUGUGUGUGUGUGUGUGUGUGUGUGGAGGGGAGGGUUGUUUAAGAUGACAAAGCCAAAAGACGAAAAAAUAAUUCAUCACAUAGAGGCAAAUGAGGCCUGGGACGUUAAAGCAAAACUGAGGCAACUCUGGAUAGGGCGGACACUUACCCAUCGCAAAAAAAAAUUGGUACAGUUUGCAUAAAUUUUGUGUAUAUGCUAAUUUAUUUGCAUAGAUGUGCAAAUUUAGAAAUAGCUCCUGUGAUUUCCUCGCCAUAGUGGGAAGGUCUGUGAACAGGUGACGCAGGUGGCCUCUUCAGCCUGCUGAGGUGUGCUAACUGUUUUGGGACAACUGCAAAAGGCCUCUUAGAAUUCUUUACCUGUAAACUGGACUUGGGCUAGACAACACUUUAAAUAGAAGACUCCUUCAAGAGAACUGCCUGCCAUGGCCACACUAGGUCUGGAACCAAGAGCAGGAGCCUUCUCUCUCCUUCUGUUGCUCAGCCCCCAAAAUAAGAAGCACCUGGAAGCUCUUGUAUGGGCCUGUCCAUUUUAGACGACUGCUCUGGCCAGCUUGUUCAAGAUCUCUGUCUAGGAUCAUUUACACACAGUUGUCUUGCUGCUUGUCUUUUGGUGCUUAUAGCUUUUUAAAAAGUUAAUACAAGGAAUUAUUUUUAGAUGUUUAUAAUUAUUAUUUUUUUGCUACCCUGGGCUUCUUUAGGAGGAAGGGCAAGAUAUUAAUUGAUCAAAUAGAAGCAUAUAGUGUUAGGCGCUGAGGCUGAUAUGGAGAUCUCACCACUUCUGCUAAGGCUCUCAAAACCUUGGCACUAAGAUUUGUCAAGCUAAAGCUUUGGUUGAAGCAGAAGGGAUCCUAUGAAAGCACAAAGGCAUGGCAUAAGAGGUUGGUACAUAACUUGGCAUGCUUUGAUGCUUAUUAAGUGGGAAUAGUAGCAUUUGCAGUUAUGGGUCAGCACAGUACUAAGCACAGUAUUUGGCAGCCAAUAACUGGAGAGGGGGGGGUGCACAGCCAGUGUGGUGUAAAGGUUAAGAGCAGUGGACUCGUAAUCUGGUGAACCGGGUUCGCGUCUCCACUCCUCCACAUGCAGCUGCUGGGUGACCUUGGGCCAGUCACACUUCUCUGAAGUCUCUCAGCCCCACUCACCUCACAGAGUGUUUGUUGUGGGGGAGGAAGGGAAAGGAGAAUGUUAGCCGCUUUGAGACUCCUUCGAGUAGUGAUAAAGCAGGAUAUCAAGUCCAAACUCCUCCUCCUCCUCAGCUGAUCCGUGCAGAUCAGGGUUGCUGCCUUAUCUCUACUUAUCAAAUAAUUUAUCUGAUGGGAGGGAGCCAUUUGCAUCUCUGUCAGGGCUCUGGGCUCCCCUCAUUCCAGUGUUAAGUCUACAGUGGUACCUCGGGUUACAGACGCUUCAGGUUACAGACGCUUCAGGAUACAGACUCCACUAACCCAGAAAUAGUACCUCGGGUUAAGAACUUUGCUUCAGGAUGAGAACAGAAAUCGCACAGCGGUGGCACGGCGGCAGCAGGAGGCCCCAUUAGCUAAAAUGGUACCUCAGGUUCAAAACAGUUUCAGGUUAAGAACAGACCUCCAGAACAAAUUAAGUUCUUAACCUGAGGUACCACUGUAUUAUACUCCCCCACUUUUGUUCAAGGGUGUCAAUUUGAAUAAAAUAUUGGGGAGGCCCAGGUAAGCACCGCCUUGCAUAACUGAUCACAAGAUGUAGCCCCCACACACCAUUUGAAUGGCAAUGCCCAUCAAUUUGGGACAGAGGCUCCCUCGAAUAUUUUAGGGGGGGGGAAGGGACCUCAGCCCCUAGGAGUUUGGGCCUAUGCUUUUGGCCAAAAUUGGUGAGAUCUUGGGGGGACCAGAUCAGGCCCCUGCAGUGUGGAGUAGCCACCCAUAUAAUAGUAAUGGGAGACUCUGACUGAAAUUGGCCACAGUCUUCCAACACAGAUUUCAUGGCUUUAGCACCAAGGCAGUUCCCCCCGCCUCUCCCAUGCUUUGCUCAACAUCCAGCCUGCAAAAGACUUCUUGCUCGGCCAUUUGUGACAGUUGGCUGACUAAUAAGUGUGUUCCCCUGCUAUGGAGUUCAGCAUUUUUCUAAGGAGUUCAACAUGGCCCUCUGCCCAAACAGUGCUAUGGUGCCUGAGAUAAGGCCAUGUUUGUUUCUAGACUCUAGAAACAAGAGGGGGGGGGAAGAGGAUGCCAUGGUGGCCAUUCAAAGCAAAUAAAUGCAAUUUGUCUCAGUUUUUUACCCCUGAAAAUGAGGACGUAUCCUGGAAAAAGAGGACACAUGGCAACCCUAUGCAAGACAGCUUUACUAAAUGGGGAAUAAGAAAGUUGUGUUCAAAUAGACAAAGAAAGCCACUAGUAUUUAUUUAUUUCACUUCUACCCCCACAUUUUUCUCCAAGGAUUCAUAGAAUCAUAGAAUUGACGAAUUGGAAGGGACCCUGAGGGACAUCUAGUUCUACCUCCUGCAGUGCCGGAAUCCUGCCCACAGGCAUCGCUGUGUGGGCUCGAACCACCAGUCUUCAGAUUGACAACCCUGGGAGGUAGGCUAGGUUGAGAGGCAGUGAGUGGCCCAAGGAGUCUGAGUGGGGAUUUGAACCCUAGUCUGCUAGGUCCUAGUCUGAGACACUAACCACUACACCACACUGGCUGUGUAUAAAAGAUGGCAUGGUGCAGAAGGAAGAGAUGUGUCACCCCCCUGGGGAGCUAUGAAGAUGCUGUCCCAUUGCCAGCGCUAAUGCAAGAUUCAGAUGCCAGUCUGGUCGGUUUCUGUACCUGGAAUAGGAGAGGGCACUGUCUUCUCCUUUGCUGCCUUAGGCAUCAAAAUGUUUCGGGCCAGCCCCUGUUGAGCUUAUAUGAGACUUGGCUACGUGGAGCUUUUCAUUGUCUCGCAUGGACGCGCCAAUAAGCUAAAGCCAAAGAUUUCCUGUGCGGAUGCUUUGCAGAAGGUCAAAGGAGGCAAGCUCUAAUUCAUGCCGCAGAUCAUAGACUGAAGGAUAGGGCAGCCCACAGGCUGCCUAGGUGCCCCAGUAGGGAUUUGGGUACACAAGGCAGGGAAUUAGCAGAUGGUUGUGCACACAGGGCGGACCUACUCUCGCACGUUCCCCAAUCCCUUUGCAGAUGCUGUUCUGAACAGCUGCCAAGCAAAAUUAUCCCGUAGCCUCCUGCUGCACAGGCUUUCUCUGCCUGCUUGGAUGCCGAGCAAAACAUAUGCGGUGGCCUUCUGUGAAUGCUCUCCUUUCUCUUUAAGACACCCAGGCCAUGUUAAAGGAGCUGCUGAUAUAGCCAGACUCUUGAUAUCCUGUGGCGGCCACAAGGGUCUUGCGUUUCCUGUGCCUUGUGUCUUAGUUCCUCGCCCAUAAAGGGAGACAAUUGCCUCAUAAUAAAAGGAUAAUGAGAAUAAACAUGACAACAACAACAACAAACACUCAACGUUUUGAGUGUUUGAUACCCCUCACGUUGAUUAGGGCAGAAACCAUACAUUAUCGUCCUGAUGACAUGCUACAGGGUCCCCAUCGUGUAAGGCACCGUUGUAACAUGUUAUUUAUUUAUCUAGCGGGUUUGGAACUUUUCCCUCACGCCCUCCAGGCUUAUUAUUAUUUUGAUGGAGGCGCAGUUUCAGAUCGCUCCGUUUGAAAGCCUUAACCAGAUAAUACCGGGAAGUAAUAAGGACGCAUUUGCAAAAGCUGCUGGUAAUUGCAGCGCCGCUGUGGACGUGCGCGAGGGACUUUGCUGCCUUUGUCAUCCCCUCCUCUCGUUUCUUCGACAGGCUAGGUGAAGAGGUUGAAGCGCAGAUCUCAUUUCCCCCUGUUUGGCUGCUUGUGAAGUCUGCCAACAGAAUCCACCUUGACAAAGUCAAGGACUCCACGUUUAAUGUUGAGCUGAGUGAAUAAAUUAUGCAUGAAAUUGUGUCGGAGUCUCUAGUGUGCAGAAUUGCUCCUUUUGAUAUGAAAGGUUAAUUCAGAAAGGAGUCCAAAAUAGCUGGAAAUUGUGGGGAUAAGUGGAUAGUAUUCACUGUUGUGAGCUGUUAUUACUAGAAAUUGCAUUCCCUCUCUAGCUUCCCCCGAGAUUUAGCUUUGCCAGUGAAUAUAAACUGUACUCAAUAGAAUAGCAUCCAGAAGCAACAAGAGUGGAUGUCCACAUACAGUGAAAUAUUCCAACGGUGUUUUUAAAAGGGCCGUGUGCUUUCCCCCGGCUAUACUAGGUGCCCCUGGGGUAGCCAAUGAGGUGCAGCUCACAUCAUCCCUGAGUAUUGGCCAUAGCUGAUUGGACCUAUAGCUCAACAACAUCUGUAGUGCACUUUCUUGGCUACCUGUGCUGUAUCCUAUAUAUUCUGCAGUGUAGAAGAAUUGCAACCUCAUUUAGGUCAAGAACAAGGUGCAUCACUGGAAAUCACCAAGGUGUACCAGCACCGUAUGAAGACAGACUCUCUAUAUAUGGGCAACCGCAGGUGGAGGGCCUCUUGCCCUAUUUACUAUACUGCCCGCUGUACAUUGGACCCAGGAGGUGAUUUCUCACCCUACCAUCUGUACAGGAAAGAUGUCUCUCCCCACAGCAGAGAAGGUCCUGUGGCUUCUUAGCGAUGUAAACGCUUCAUUGACUCAUAAAGUCACCCUUUUUUCCUCUGGCAGCCAAAAAGAUCAGAAAGAAGACCCUGGACAAUAUAGCAUUAUUGAACUGUAAGGGAGAUGCAGAGAUCUAAAUAGAGACUAUUAUUUGCGGCACGGCAUCCCUUUAUGUGUAUUUGUUUUUUUAUUCAGAUUUGUCAUGGCCGGCGACUAGUACGGAAAAGUUAUUUGGAUUGUGUGCCAGUGGGUUUGAAGUGCCUUCCCUUAGAAUCCAUCCUUUGUCUGUUCGUUUUAAAGGAAACCAGAUAGCCAUGUUUGAAAGUGUCUGAUUGGGCUGUUGGGCGAUGUCCAGAUUCCCAUUUGAAUACUCAAAGCACGGCAGGUCUCUUUUCCUUAGGUGUCUCUGCAAUACCAGCUUGAGCGCCGUUCUUGUCUUUGCACCAGCCACUGCCAGCCAUUGUCAACUAGCAGUGCAGGGUGAAGCCCACUGUGUAUUAAGUUUGCGAAGCUUAGAAAUGCUGGCUCGGGUCAUGUUGAUCCACAAAGUGAGAGUUGUAAGAACAUGUCUAGACCUGACCAGAACUAUCCGGCAGCUGGAUUUUAUUAUGUAUUUUUUUAAAAGCAAGCAGGCAAGACAUUUGCUUGUUUAAAAGCAAGGACACCUGACUUGUUUUGGCCUCGGGGCCAAAUAACACAUAGCUAUGAUGUUUCCUUUGACAUGGUUAUAAUAUUUUUGAUUCCAGGAGUUAGCAGCCGUGGGGAAAGAUUUUGAUAUAGUCUUUAUUGAUGCCGAUCAAAGGAACCCUGCAGAGUACUAUCGCUUUGUCAUGGAGAACCAUUUGCUGAGGAUGGAUGGGACGCUCUGCAUAGAGAACGCCCUCAUGAAAGGAGAGGCCUACCUGGAGAAUACGGCAGAUGAAAAUGUAUUAGGUGUCAAAAAACUGAAUCAAGUAAUUAAUUCAGAUCCUCACACGGAGCAGGUUAGUGCGAUACAAUUAAGGGUGACAUCAAUAUUAUAAUAGCUUUCUGCAUGUUUCGGGGUGGAAGUGCUAUGUUUGUUUAGGCGCUUCUGCUUGCUCCCUUCCAUUUGACAUAAACAUACUGAUUAUCUUUAUAUAAGCUUCCCUCGCUAAUAGGAAUAUAUUAUAAUCACAUUAAGGUGAGGUGGGUGGUGACUGAGGACUGAGCCUUCUUUGUUUGUCUCUUUCCCCCCACCCCUCACUCUGAAAUGCUCUGCCUGUUGCCAGGUAAAAACAAAUUUAUUUGCCCGGGCCUUUUGAUUUGGUAUAUGUGCUCUAGUUUUAAAAGUAUGUUUGGUGCUUUUAGUGCUUAUUCAAAGUAUGCCUGCUGCUCUCUUUUGCUGUUACAGUGGUACUUCGGGUUACAGACUCCGGAAGUAGUACCUUGGGUUAAGAACUUUACCUCAGGAUGAGAACAGAAAUCGCACAGCGGCAGCAGGAGGCCCCAUUAGCUAAAGUGGUACCUCAUGUUAUGAACAGUUUCAGGUUAAGAACAGACCUCCAUAAUGAAUUGAGUUCAUAACCAGAGGUACCACUGUAUAAGACUCUCUCUCCCUUGCGCUCUCUCUGUGUGUGUGUGUGUGUGUGUGAGAGAGAGAGAGAGAGAGAGAGAGAGAGAGAGUGAGUGUAAAAAAAGAGUGGGAGGAAACCUCUGGUGGGAUUCACUGUAAAACUAAAUAAUAAAUACAUUAAGAGCUGCUUAUUUUCUCUCUCUGCCGGAUCCACAAGUUUCAAGAUAGCUGAGAUGCCUGCCUCAUUGGGCAUGGGGAGACUAGAUGGAAUCAGAUAAAAGUUAUCACCGUAGCUUUUCACUGUAUGUUUCUUAGUGUGGCACUAAUGAGAUGGAGCUGUCAAUCUGGAUUUCCUACAUAUCAGAUAGUUAUAGGCCUGUGAAAUUGUAUUGGGUUUCUGGUGGGUCCCAGGAUUUUUCCUUGAGUCUGACACAGACAGGGUCUAAUGCUGGUGCUUCGGGGCAAAAGACGAAUUUGAGAGAAAGGGUAAGUAUGGCAAAGAAAUCAAGCGAAUCCCUCGCUCAUCACUGAGGGAAUGUCCCUCAUGCUGUCACUGGGCAUCUUUCCACACUGUUCACAUGUGUGAAAUAGGGAAGGAAGGAAGAUAGGGAAGGAAGGGUGCUCUCUGUCUCAAGUCAAGAGCAGACACAGGUGUGCUGUUGCCCAGCAGGGCUGCCUGCCUUAGACUCCAGGUACUUCAGGUAAACUCAAACAUGCACAGCUUUAGGAGAGCCCUGCUUACUCCUAGGUCUCCAGGACCACACUGGCUUCUCUCCCCCCCCCCCACUCACCUCUAUGUUCCCUCUUCAAGCUGACAGAAGCCAGGCAACUGUGAAGUCUUGCAUUCCAAGACCACAGACCCAGUUCAGACCAGCAGCAAACACACUAGUUUUCGCCACCAAGAUAGAAGAAAACCUUCCACUGAUCCCUUUCAAAACUGACGUUGCUGUAUCUAAAGGUGGUUUGUAAUGAGUGUUUCCUGAGACCACUGCGGGAGGGAAGGACCCCUGUUACUGGGAGAGGGAGGGGCAUUGCAAAUGUUUUUGACAUUCCUCUCUGAAAUAGUUGCCAUGACUGGGGUCAAAGUGAAUGGAUGAGGUUUUAUCUGAAACGUUUCAUGAAGUGUGUUUUCAUUUAUCAAGGUGGUCCUUCCUGUGGAAGGUGGCUUGAUUCUUCUCCAAAGGAGUCGGAUAUGUGCCGAUGAGGAGACUAACCUAGGAGUAUGUAUUUGCCUCUCUCUCAAUGGAAUUUGUGUGCAUUUCAAACUUAAAAGAAAGAAACAAACUAAAUCUGGCAAGUUUCUCCCCUCACGCCACUGACUUGCCAGUAAGGUUUGCCUCACACACUUGCAUCCCUCCUAGUCAGAACUUUGUUCCCCCAGUUGAUGGCCUCUGAUUUUUAAUUUGUAUUUUUUAUUAUAUAUGUCUAUAAUCCUAAAAGAAUUUUGAUAGUGUUGUGAUAUAGUGGCAUAUACGUAAUUUUUUUUAAAAUAAACAAAUAACACAAAACAUGAAUCUACCCUAAGGAAAUAAAGUCAAACUUCCUAACCAGCAAUCCUGAGCCACACAGUCCUGAGCACCCAGUGGCCACUAAUCAUGAUAGCACCAUAUUAUCCUGAGAAGUAGUCAUACAUGUGAAUGGGCUAGCACUAAGGAGUCUGCUUCCUAACAGCGGCAUCAUAGGACUGGGGAAGGGCAGUAGUGAAGUUGCAGCUGUUUUGGCACACCUCUGCGGUUGCAACAGUGAGCUCCUGCCCGUGCUCCCUUAUAAAACUGCUAGCAUAUUUGCAAAGCCAAGCCAGGUCUGGAAUGUUUUCAGAUUGGUUGGGGGGGGGGGGAGGAACCAACCGUAUGUUGAGAUUCCUGCAUUGCAGGGGGUUCAGCUAGAUGUCCCUCGAAGUCCCUUCUAAUUCUAUAAUUCUAUGAUUCUGGGACUGGCACUCAAGGCACUUUCUCAAAACUCCAAAUGUGCCCACUGUGUCAAAAAUGUUGUCAACCCCUACUAUAGAUGCAUACAAGUUGUGUGUGUGCUCUAUUCACAAGUUUGAGUGAGUGCAUAUAUUGAAAGAUUCUGGGCAGAAGGUAACGGAAACCAGUGCUUUUUUCCCCUAAAAAAUGUUUAGGGGUACUCUCAUUUUGACUCAAGAAAACCACCAUUUUAUAGUUCCAAUAAAUACAGUAAAUGGACAAAAUACUAAGAUUCACAAAAUGUUUCCCUGUGUCCCCCCAGGGGAAAAAAGCACUGACAGAAACUAUCAACAGAACUGUACAGAACAACCUUACAUUUACAGAGCAAAAUAUCAUUUUGAAUUAUAUGCCCAGCACAUGGAACCUUACAAAAGGACAAUAUGAGUGGACUCUCUGUGCCCUUACCACGGCAAAAGACUGAUACUGAUGAAUUGGAAAAGUAAAAAUGUGGUUCCCUUCUACGAUUGGAUUGAAGACUUAUACAAAUUUGCAACAUAUGAACAACUUGCACAUAAACGCAGACUUGCCAUGGAUAAAUUCAAUGAUAUUUGGAAUCCAGUCUUGCAAUUACUGUAAUAGGUUAAGAUCUGGUGAAGUGCAAUAACAACUUUGUAAAGAAAAAAAAAAGCUUGAGCAAGUGCAUAAAGUUUGGGAGAAGGGCACUGUCCUGCUCCUCAUUUAAAUGUUGAUUAUCCAUUGCAAUUGUUGAGCUAAUUCUGAUUACGCUUCCUGGGGGUUGGACUGGCGGAAUCCUUCCUAAAGCUUGCAGCAGCAAAUGCAACUCUUUCUAAGCAUGGAAGAAUGCCCAUGCUAGAAAUCCACAUCUUAUCCAUAUGGGGGCACUAUGUAUACACUCAUUAACGGUGAAAGGCUUGCCGAGCUUCCUGAUUUCAAGCUCUUGAAAGUGAGAGUGUGUCGGCUCAUCUUUACAUGUCACGCUUGCUUCCUUCGUGCCUCAGCGAACUCCUCUGUUUUGGUUACAAAAGGGUGUUGUGAAAGACGACGUGUUUUGGGGCCACCGUGGCCGCCGCAUCCUCGACCGCCUGCAGCUGGACGGCAAAGUCGCCUAUGUCACCGGAGGAGGCCAGGGGAUCGGCCGAGCCUUUUGCCAUGCGCUGGGGGAAGCAGGGGCGAAAGUAGCUGUGGCGGACCUGGUGCUUGCCAAAGCAGAGGCAGUGGCAUGUGAGCUGCGGCUCAAAGGUAUGAAACACAGUAAGCAACAGGAGAACAUCUGCUUUUUGUGCUGAAGUUCCAGGCUCAAUCCUUGGCGUCUCCAGUGGUGCAGCUAGGGCUGGGUUGGGCUGGGUUGGGGGCACGGCCCCUAUCUUAUGGUCCCUAGCCAAUGGCACCCAGCAAACAGGGAGGUUUGGCUGGUGCCUCCAUUAUACACCUUUAGGCACCAGGUGAAAAUAUUCCUCUUCAACCAGGCCUUUGGCUGAUUGACAUCCAAUGGCCUUUUAAAUGUGUUGUGGGAGGGGGAAUUAUUGGUUUGUUUAUAUUGUAAUUUUAUCUUGCAAACCCUCCUGGAAUCUGCGGGUGAGGGGCAGUGCACAAAUUUAAUAAAAAGUAGGGGCCCAGCUAUGUAAUUGGGUAUAUAUGCUCACUUUAAUAUAUUUUUCCUGUUAAAAAUAUGGAUCAUCCUUUCCUUGGAAUAGUGCCUAUUCCAAGUAAGUACGUUCUUAGCACCAGGACAGUAGAAACAAAACUCUUUACGGUGCUAUGAUUGAAGCGAGCUUAAAAUGUGAAACAACACAUUUUCAGAGUAACUUUUUAAAAACAAACAAACAAACAGGCUUGUCUUUUGUUGCUGUAGUUGUUCUAACACAGGGUUUCCCAAACUUGGGUCUCCAGCUGUUUUGGGACUACAAUUCCCAUCACUCCUGACCACUGGUCCUGCUAGCUAGGGAUGAUGGGAUUUGUAGUCAAAAAACAGCUAGAGACUCAAGUUUGGGAAACCCUGUUCUAACGUAUCUGGACAUCUAGAAGUAGUUGUAAAGCAUGGUAGGAGGAAGGGAAAUGCUGUGUGUUUCACAACCCUAGCUGUCAACUUUCAGAUUUGAAAAUAAGGGAUCAGCAGCCUCACCUGUCCCGGGGACAGUCUAUGGGAUAUCUAACAAUCUGGGAUAGCAGCGGUAAGCAGAGGGAAACGGUGCUGGAAUAAGGGAAUUUCCCGCAAAAAAAGGGGAGGUUGACAGCUAUGUUCACAACUGAGGGGCCACCCAAAGAGCAGGAGCAGAAGACGAUUAAAUCCAGGAUCUAAAUUUACCCAGUUGCACACUAGGCAUCUCCAGACAGAGAUCUGUGUCUGAAGCCCUGGACAACUGCUGCCAGUCAGUGUUAAUUAUACUGAGCUGGAUAGACAGUAUAAUCUUCUACGCCCCCAAUGUUCUGGACACCAUUCAGAACAAUUAUGCACUUUAUUUAUAUAUUACUUUACUUUUCUACUCUAUUCUUUCUCCAAGGCGCUCUGGCUAGCAUACAUUGCUCCCCACUAUUUCGUCCUCAAAACAGCCCUGCGAGGGAGAAUAGCAUAUGAAACAGUGAGUGCCAAAGGUCACUGACCCAAAUCCAAUGCAGCAUCUUUUACACAACUCUGACUUUUUAGCGUGUACCUGGACAUCAACAUUUGCCAUCAGCGCUGGUUCCUAUAAAUGCAAUUGUAAGGACUUUGUACAACCCACCAAGGCAAAAGCAGCCCAGCAGGCAUUGCUUGUCUUGACAAACCUCUCAUUGUCUUUGGCUAGAACAUUUGUUAGCACAGACCAGCAAUUGCCAGUAAAAUCCUUAGUCCGGGAUGCAAUGAUUCUGCUCUUGCCGUCUGCCGCCGCGAGCUCUCCUGGUGUCAUUUGGCAAGUUUACAUAUUUCAGUUCCCAAGCAUGGCUCUUGUACAAAGACGUUGUGUAUGUUUCUUUUUAGAACAGCAAUGGAAAGGUCAGAGGUGGGAUGUUCACAAGUGGGACACUGCAACAAAAUGUUGCAGUGCAGAGGGUUGCCAAUCAGUGUGCCAGCCACUCCAGUCGACUCCAUUCCAUUUCCCCAACUUCUUUCUGCUCUCUCCAACAGCUAGUCGAUAUAUUGUGGCCACUGAGAUUGCUCAGUCCUCAUUGGGCUAUUUUUUUUUUUAUCUCCCUUGCCCUCAGUUACAGGUUUUUAUCCCAAAGAUUUUCUGUCCUGCUGCAAACAGUCAGGUUUCUCUAAGGCUACAUAAAGCGAUGGCAUUCACCUUGCAGGUGAGAGACUGGGGGUGGCGGGUGAAUCAGUACAUUUGGGCGGGUGUGUGUGACCUGCGGCUUAAGAGAUAUUCCGUCCAAGGGGAUUGUUUUGAACAAUCAAGCAAGUUCUCUAAAGCUACUGCCUCAACUCUUUGUUGGUAAACAAGGACUAACUUAGCUUAGCCGGAUCCUUGUUGCCUAGCAGAGAUGAUUCAACCAGGAAAGCAAAUUACCCUAUAUAGAAUUCUUCAUUGGGGUACUUGAAGGAAAAAUAACAUACAAUGAGGCAUGACUGACGGGAACAGAGGAGAGCAAUCUUUUGUUAACCGGUUCUAUAUAAUACACAUCAAUCAGCCAGCAAAAGAAGGUGUUCCAUACAAUAAAUCAUGUGUCAGCUGUGGCAUUUAAGAUUUUUCCCUAACAAAGUGGAGCCAAACAGCAGCUAUUGCUCUCCCUGCUCUUUAUGCUACCAGAGAACACAUCCGCUGCAUAGCCACAACAAAUUAGGGCCAGUUCUGAUCAAACGCCGUCCAGGGAUCUUUAUUACCUUCAUGUGCAAAUUGUUACGGGCGCAUCACACAUGCUAAAAUGGUUGCCGGAUCAAAAAUGCUGGCUCAGCUCCACUAGGGGGGCAUUAAUAAAUCAGGUUGCUUCCAUGGGAUCCAGACCUGCCAACUCUCUCAUAUUGAGAGGACACCUGAUAGUAAGAGAGAGCCUCUGGCUUUGAAAUUCAAUCUGACCUUGCCUCUCUUCCCAAACCCCUAGCCCAGUCAACACCAUCUUCAUUCAGGCUUUAAAAGCAAUGUCAUUAAAGCCAUCUCCCCAAUAAUUUGCUUGCUCCUGAAAAUGAGCACCUGAGAAGCUGCAGGGUUGGGUGAAGGCAGACAUUUGUGCAAGGCAUGAGCUCCUUUGCAAGGAAAACUCUGCAAGAAGACCUUGACGAACCUGAGCUCCUUUGCUCCCAUAGCUAGGGAAAGAGCAUUGCUUGAUAGCUAUCCUUGACUCCUCCAGUUCAAUCAGGCAUCCCCAACCUGUGGCCCUCCAGAUGUUUUGGCCUACAACUCCCAUGAUCCCUAGCUAACAGGACCAGUGGUCAGGGAUGAUGGGAAUUGUAGUCCAAAACAUCUGGAGGGCUGAGGUUGAGGAAGCCUGACCUAGAGAGUUGCUGCCAAAAGGAGUUGGAAAGGAUUGGGCCAGAUGGACCAGCAGUUGAAGUUGGUUUAAGUUUGGUUUCAAAUACUUAAAUGUCUUCAGAUGAAAUCAAUACAAGUGAAUAAGGAUUUAGGACAGCAAUCUGAUGCAGCCUUCCUUGGGCGUCAGCCCCAUUCAGUUCAGCAGGGCUUCCUUCAGAGAAGACAUAGAGAGGAUGGUUAUUCUUCCCUAUAACAAGGCAAAAGGCUUGUUUUUCCAUUCCAGUGUGGUCCAUACCUUCUCUCUUUGCCUUGUGGGCUAGAUUGGCUUUGGGAAACAUGUAAUAUAAUAUUACGAAGAUCCUUCAAAAAGUGCACUUCUCCAAAUUCUGCAGAGCAAUUCUGCAGCCAAAUAAUGCUUAUAUUAGGGUAAAGUGUGCAUAAAAAUGCACAUCUUAGUAAAAACAACAAACAUGUAUUAUAGCAGUAGGGAAUUUGCUUUUCAAAGAAAUGUAUAUUAGGCAAAGCUGCAUACAAAAUAUACAAAAUAUAUUAGGAGAAACAUACUCUAAAGCAUUUAUGGAUUUCCUUGAGGGGAAAAGUAUAUAUAUUCACAAACAGAUGUGGAAAUGGGGAGAGCUGAAGGGGCAAAAUGAGAAACUGAGUGAAACCAAAACUGACAGAUUUUUCCACCUUAAUCUAGAGGCCAACAUAAUGACAAAUGUAUAGGAAAAUGGUCCUAUACAAGAUGAUUCAAUACAAUAUUCAAUUUUAGCUUUGAGGGUGUGGUUGUUGUUACAUUAUAAUUAUGUUUACAUUUUAUUUAUUUAAUCAGUUGCAUUUUCAAGACUAUUGCUCCGUAGAGAUUUGUUUCAUGUAGGAAUAUGUGAAGAAUUAUUAUUAUUAUUAUUAUUAUUAUUAUUAUUAUUAUCAAAAUGUGAGCAUUUCACCCUUCUAAGCCCUGCUUUAGUUUAACUGGCUCAAUGUUGAAAUGUGUUGUGCUUGGCCAUUGGAUCAGCUGCCCAGGCCUGUGUUGAUCAGGAAGCCAGGAAACCUGGGCUUCCCAAUCUCUUAAAAUCCUGGAGCAGCUAUAUGCUUGUUACAGUUUGAUAAGAAUGAGCCAGUUUAAUGAUCUCAAAGCCCGACUUAGCUGGCUGACCCUAGAAUGGGCACAAUAUGCAACCGGCAAAAUUAUGAUCAACUAUAGGGCACUUUUGAGAUGCACUUUUAAAAUCCUUACCUAAUUUUGUUCCUGCAACUACCCUGUGGGGCCCAUUUUUCACAGGGGUCAAUCGUAGAUGAUAAAGAGAAGGGUUUGAGCAUGACCGACAGGUGAGUAAGUAGCUCAGCCAGGAUUUGACUGUGGAUUCAGCAAGCAGUUAAUGCCCCAAUACAUUACCUCAAUAAAUCAUGGUGGGAUCUGUGUUUGGCCGCAACUGUACCCAACCAUAUUCAUAGUGGUUAGGUGCAUUUACACGUACCUGGAAGUUGGGAAGUGAAAUAAAGCAAAUACCUUGGGAAAGUAGCUGUCUUCUUUGUUUACUGUCAGAAAAGGGGUGUGGGAGGGACAGGGGAGAUCCAGUUCACAUGUAAAUAUGGAUCUACAAAAUUGCGGAGACCGAAACACAGCCAUUCUUUGACAUUCACACUUCUCUGAAUUUUGCAAUGCAGAAAUAGAGGGAGGCUGAAAUUGUCAGAUUCCACCAUCCCCAAUCACACGAAAGGCGUUUUCCAGACUGAGCCUGCAAAAAGCAGCAUCGCAUGAGCAGAGAGCAGCAACUGCCAAAUGUAAUUCCUGGCUGAAGGGUGGGCCAAUUAAUCUGACCCUUGUCCAACUACGUUGCAAAAGUACCCUAAGAAAAAGUAAAGGUCACUUCCCACAAUGCAGUUUUCAAGACAUAAGGGAAGUUCAGGGCUCCAUCCCUGAUUCUAAUAAAUUGAAAUAGGUGCAAAUGGACAAUCUGUAUGGCAUUCCCCAAACUUCUUCACUUUAUUCACAGAACCUGAAAGCUGUGAGUCUCCUUCUGGAAUCAUAGUGUCCAUAGCUCUGCUUCCUGAGGCAGCUGUUAGAACUAGCAUUCUCAGAUAUAUUUGCAGCCAAGAGACAACCCCCCCCCACACCAAAUACAGUGAAUUGUAUUCUAAAAUUGAAGAGGGGUGAGAAGAAGACGCAAAUAAAGAUUUCAACAACCGACAGCAGCAUCUCAAACGUUUCAGUAGAAGACUUGCAGUUGAAAUCCUUUGCCAGUAGAUGGCAGGGUGUUCAAAGCUUCGGCCAAAAUCCAAAAGCCUUGCAAGGGGUUGAUUGUGCCUAGCCCUUUUGAAAUGUUACUUUAAAAAAAACCACAUACAGUGGUACCUCAGGUUACAAACGCUUCAGGUUACAGACUCCGCUAACUCAGAAAUAGUACCUCGGGUUAAGAACUUUGCUUCAGGAUGAGAACAGAAAUUGCGUGGCUGCGUCAGCGGGAGGCCCCGUUAGCUAAAGUGGUACCUCAGGUUAAGAACAGUUUCAGGUUAAGAACGGACCUCCAGAACGAAUUAAGUUCUUAACCCGAGGUACCACUGUACACCACCCAAAAUGGUUUUGCUUCUUCGAAAAUUAUGCAUCUGUAAAUUAUUACCACUACUGUAUUAAUUGCAAUGCCACACAGUCAUUAAGAGGGUUGAAAGAGCAAACAGAUGACAACAUCAACAAAACCGCAAGCAAGUCAGAUGUUUUCUGUUUGUUUUGCUUCUUCAUUUAGGGAUAAAAAGCAUUGCUAUAGCAGCAGACGUAAGCAGACCAGAAGAUGUGCAGAGGAUGCUUGCUACGAUCGUAGAUAAGUGGGGCACAGUCCAUAUUGCGUGUAACAAUGCAGGGAUCAACAUGAAUUCACCAAGUGAAGCCACCUCUCUGGAGGAAUGGGACAAAACUUUCAAUGUGAAUUUGCGAGGCUUGUUUUUGUGUUGUCAGGUGAGUAUCGGACUCUGCAAUGCUUUAUAUAAAAACAUGUUUCCCGUCUUUAAGCGUUCAAAGCAAUAUGGUCAGAGAUUUGCUAGCACGAUCCUGACUACUUUACAAGGUUCUAGCAAUAAUAAUUUGCUGACACUAUAUCUACUAAGGCAUUUCCUGAUGGAAGUUAUGGUAUAUCUUGCAAAUGAGUUGCUCGGAUCUCAAUUUUUCUUUGUGCACAAUUGACAUGUGAGGGCCCUCUCUCUCACACACAUGGCCGUCUGCUUUGCAUGCUAUAAUGCUGUUUCCAUGGGUGAUCUUGGUGGAAUGUUUCUGUGAUUUGUGUUCUGAAACUUCCCUUCAAUAGCCACUGCUUAUCUUUCCACUAUACAGUACUUUCCUGAUCUGCAGAUGUGCAGGCAAUUUCUAUAUCUGUCUGCGCAGGAAGUAUGCAAAAGAGCCCAAGAGAAACAUUACUACCCAUUAAUUAUCAGGUUUCUCAAUGGGCACAACGGAUGGUUGUGCUAUUUUUUAGGGGUUUAAUUAAAAAACAACACACUUUUUUUUAGUAAUUUAUUUAUUUGAUUUAUUACAUGCCCUAAGGUCUCAGGGUAGUUUAAAACAAUUUUUAAAAUAACAUUAAAAACUGUUUAUAACAAAUUACAGUCCCAGGAAUAGGGCAGGUCAUAAAAAUAGGCUCCUCAAGUGUCAAAGGCUAGGGAAAAGAGGAAAGAGAGAUCUUGCACAAGUCUGAUAUUUAGCUGGAUUGAAAUUCUGAUAAAAUAGGUCUUGCACAAGACCUCUGACUUAAUUUUUUUUAAAGGUCCUGAUGUAUGUACCACAACUACAGGCUGUUACCUUGUAUUAACACAAGGAUAGUUUAAGUUGGUUAGAGCGUGGUGCUGAUAACAUCAAGGUUGCAAGGUUGACCCCCAUAAGGGACAGCUCUCCUCAUGUGUCCUUCAUCCUCUCCAGAUUUGCUCUGGAGAGUUGCAGUAACCCCCAGAACAGAUUUACAGGAUGAUUGAGGGAAAGGGAGGGAAAGUAGAUUCUGUUGUACAGCCAGAAAUCCGUGAGCUGACGGAAUUACUUAAUUGGAUAUUGACCACAAUAUGCAACAUAGUCUCUCGCAAUGUGUUGAGAUUUUGAUAGAAUAGCUACUCCUGUCUGAGUGGUUGAAACUCUGAAACUAUAAUAUAAUAUAAUAUAAUAUAAUAUAAUAUAAUAUAAUAUAAUAUAAUAUAAUAUUAUAUUAUAAUAUAAUAUAAUAUUAUUAUAAUAAUAUAAAUAAAAUGCCUUUGGUAUGUGGCAAUUGGUGGAGGGAGGCAUGCUUGCAUCAUUUGGGUCACUAAAAACAAAACGGCUGGCUGUGCUCAGGUGAGGCACAAGCAAAAAUACGGAUGUGGCUAUAGAGACCACUCACCAAAAUGUCACCACCCAAAACUUGCUCUAUUGUUACUUACCAGUUUUUCCAAGAGGAACUCUAGAUUAAAUGUUAAACAAAUAAAAAAAAUCAGGCUGCCAUUGUGAUGAUGAUGUCAUGUGGACAAUGCAAGAACGGUGCUGAUACCACAAUAAAUUUCCAUCUGGAAUUGCCUCUCGUUAGCAUUCAGUAAUAUCACAAUCAUCUCAUUGGAUCAGACUAGCCACCUAGGCGUCACCAUAUUCUAUCUACUAGAGCAGAAACGUACAGAAGCACAGACCAGUAACAGAACAUCCCACUGCUAUGGCUCAGCUUCUGUAGGUUUUAAGAUCUACAGUCCAAGCUACAAACAUAGAAAGCAAGGAUUAGACAUGUAAGGAAUUGCCUUGGAACUCUCAUUCAGAGAUUGAAAACAUUCAUUGAAGAGUGGGUGAUAAACACUUCAAAAUUAAAUUAAAUUAUGGCUUUUCUCGAUUUCUCUUUCCAAAAUCCAUGAGAAUAUCAAAUUCAAUAUAGCAAAAUAUAAAACUAAGCAUCAGUGGCAGCAAUGUAGACAAUCAUUUUAGCACAAUUUAAAAUAACAGCCAAACAUCAAUAUCAGAACUCAAGAACUCUCCCUUCCGGGCCAGCUCUUUUGAAAGGCUUUAAUUAUAAAAGGCAGACUUUUAUAAAGAGGUGUAUUUUAUACAUCCAUUUAACACUUGGGAAUGAGACCAUGCACAGCUCAAUUGGAAGGGAGUUCUUCAAUCUGUCCCCACCUCUCGAAAAGAGGGGGGGGGAGGUGGCCCUUCAAAUCAUGUGGCCUACAAACAUUUAGAGUCUUUAAAGUCAAACCAGCAAGUUGAAUUGGGCUUACAACCAGUGCAAUGGAUACAGAUUUUUUUUGGGCAGGGGGAUGCUUCAUUCAUCUUGCAUUUACUAAUGAUACAAAAACUCAAGCUAAUAUUUUCAGCAUCAGCUCUAAGGACUUAAAGCAGAGACCCCAAAUUUGCUGACGGCUUUUGGGAGCUGCACUUUGGGAGUGCACUAAAAUGGCUACGUAAACUUUCCCGCAUUAACCAUUUCCCCCAUAUCAAGUUUUUACAUCAAGCACUUUAGAGAAGGGGAAAAUUAGUUAGCACAUAAACUCUUCUGAAAAGUGAGUACUAAUUUAUUAUCAUGUCAUUAUUAGCGGAAUCACAAAAGGGGUCACUGGUCUUUCCUUUAAUUUCUAUCACAGGCUGCAGGCCGCAUUAUGCUGAAUCAAGGAUAUGGGAAGAUAAUUAACACAGCAUCUAUGGCAAGUUUAAUAGGUGAGUGAUGAGAGCUAACAGUUGUGCUUCAGAAUCCAUAUUUUAAUUACUGCCGAUGCUAUUUGAAUCAAUUAAACCUGUAUUGCGCAGAAGUAAAUCACUGACAUUUUGUAUUAGGGAAAAUGUACUACAAAAAUUUUAUUGAUAUCAUUUUUCAACAUUUAUCUGUCCUCUCCAUUUUAGAGCACUUAUUACUCCUAUAAGGAGGUGGGGUUAAAGCCCUCUGAAGCUGACACAUUUUAUUAUGUAAGAAAGGUGUGGGGUGUAAUCUACAUUCACCCUCAGAGUGAAAGGCGUGUUAAUCCUUUCACUAUUUAUAAACAGGACUGGAACUCAAGUCCCUUGCCUUGGUUGGUGGAUGUUUCCACCUCACGAUGCACCCAGGAAGCUCACAGCCAAUCUACCCAUUAUGCAGAAUGAUGUGGUAAAUGGUAGGAUUCUGAACUGUAGCACUUGAGGCUGCAGGUAGGAUAGGUAUAGUUGUUGUUUUUAAUAAAAAAAGUUCUCUCAUGUGAGGAGCUUCCUGCAAGAGUAUGGAAUGAGCAUAACAGUGUAGAGUUCUGCCUAAUGUGCUGUUUUCAUGGCACUUGGAGAGUUUCUUAUGCAGUAUAAGAAGUGAAGUCAUACAAGCAUGGGAUUAUUGUUCUGUUUUGUUUCAACUACCCCUUUUGUGCUUCUAUCCUAUAUUUUUAUCUUGUGAAUCGCCUCGAGAACUUGAGGACAGUAUAUAAAUUAAAUACACAAUACGGUCAUACCUCGGAAGUCGAACGGAAUCUGUUCUGGAAGUCCGUUCGACUUCAAAAACAUUCGGAAAAGCUACUGCAGCCAAUUGGAACCCGUGUCGGACGUUUGGGUUCCAAAGAAUGUUUGCAAACCGGAACACUCACUUCCGGGUUUGUGGCGUUUGGGAGCCAAAACGUUCGACUAGCAAGGCGUUCGUCAACCAAGGUACAACUGUAAUAAAAUAAUAAUAAUAAUAAUAAUAAUAAUAAUAAUAAUAAUACUUUAACACCCACCUUGAAGCUGACAUGGUGGAAUCCAUAGUUCUACUACUCUAUUCUAUAUAGUGGGGAGAACAGCCCCAAAAUACUGCAGGGGAAGAGCCACCCUGUAUAUGGAAAUUGAGCUCUGAUUAGCCUCCAGCAUCGUCCUUUGAAUUGCUCAAUUUGAUGCAUCCUUAGGCCAGUUCCUGGUUCCAGAAGGAGAAGAGCCGUGGUUCAGUGACAGGACAUUUGUUUUGCAUUCAGUAGGUAGCAGGUUCGAUCCCCGACAUCCCCAGGCAAGGCUGGGACUGUCCCCUGCCUGAAACCCAGGAAAGUCUCUGCCAAUCAAAGUGGACAAUAUUGAGCUAGAUGGACCCAGUGGUCUGACUCAUCAUAAGGCAGCCUCCUGCCUUAUUCCGGGUGUGACGUGUGCAGGCUGUGCAUCAGAGCUACCUCAGGUUUAGCUCUUAGAGCCAAACUGGGCCACAUUUCCUCUGCUGAUUCACACCCUUGUCUGUACCCACCCUCUGCCCUGUCGUCUUGUCUAUCCAGGCCCAUUUGGCCUUGAAAGAUGGUCUUUGUUUGUUAUUGGCAAUGACCUUUCCGAUCCCAGCCUUGGGCCCUUGCCUGAGAGUGUACCCUUGAGUGCCAGCUGGGCUCUCUUGCCUCUGUUCUAAUACCAGUUGUUCUAUUUGAUGCUUCUUGCCAACAGGUGUCUCCCCACUUGCGCUGUUGUAUCAGCCACGUCGUCAAGGAGCCAAUAAACUAUUGCAACAUAUGGAACGAAAUCCCAACUGCAGAGCUAAUCUGGAAGGCAGUUACAUGCUGGUGAACUGAGGCCCAUGUAACAAAAAUUGAUCAAUUACACAAAUUAAGCGUAGCCCUUUAGGAAUUUGUUUUAUUGGUCUGGACAUCUGUUGCAGGAUUGUCCAAAUCCAAAAAUCAAAUGGUGCCUGUGGGCUGCCAAGUUAGGCAAAAAAAAAAAAAAAGAAAGAAAGAAAGAGAGAGAGAGAGAGAGAGAAGCCCAGUAGCUAUAGAAGUGCAACUGAAAAGCUCGAUAUUAAUAUCAUGUCCAUCUGCUGAAUGUUACAUAAAUAUGCAGUCUUUUUAUUUUCCUUGGGAAUAACAUUUAUUUUUACUGUGCCCAGUUUGACAUUCUAUGACAUUCUGUUCAGUUUAUUACUUAGUAACUUUAACUGUUUCUUCAGGAAAAGAAAUGCAUUUAUAAUGUUGCUGUUAAUUUUUUUUUCAAGUGCUUUUACCAGCUGUUUCACUUACGGUUUUUAAUACCAGAGAUGUCGCUCUUGCCCAAGUGGAAGGCAUUUUUUGCAAACAAAAAAAAUGUUAUUUUUUUAAAAUAAGGGGAGGAAAAUACUGGUCUCAGUUUAGGACAAUAGCAAGUCCUGUAGGGAUUAAAGUAAAAGAAUAAAUAAAUGCAUUCCCUGUAUUGUUUAUUGUUCAGUGGUAAUGUACAAUAAACGGUGGUCUUUCCAAUACCUGACCCAGAACAUGGGAUGGAAAGCGAAGGCUGAGAUCUACAGUGCACCAGAUUUGAAUAUGGCUUUUGUAGAAGUCCUGUUUGAAUUAAUGGGAUUGUGAUAGUUAAAGCUGGUUUCCAUGCCACCUUUCAGCCAAAAAGGUUCCCAAGGCAGCUCACAAAGGUUCACACACGAGAAUAAAAUUCAACGAGGGAAAAUGUACUCUUCAAAAUUUUAAGACAACAAAAUACAAACCUUUUUUAUGUAUUUUUUUUAUAAAAAAGACUAAAGUCCAAAUAAAUCCAUGGUCCUGGCAAAGGACAGUCCCCACAAAAAUGUCAGAGACAGCAGGAGUAAAUCCUUAGGGAGCAGGUCCUCCUUGUAAGCGUCUCAGAAAGAGGGUAGGGGCAGGGCAGGUAUAAAACAUGACCCCUUGAUGGUCUAGCAGAGUCUCUUCCCUGCACCAGUGUCUGCAGGAAUGAAGAUUGCACAGCAGCAAUGCUCAAUGGCCUGUGAUGCAUGAUGCAUGUGGCUUGCAGUUAGGCUGAAAGGCCAAUGGCUGAAAAUGCACUGUGAAUAUAGAUUACAAAAUGGCCAUUUAACACCUUGGCAAUUUAGACACCAUUGGACUGGUAGUAAGUGUUCCCUAAGUAAGGAGGAAAAUAAUCGAGGAUGAGCUUUCCUUAUCAAAUGACUGACGAACAGUAGGCCUGGUGAUUUAGACUAGAGAGGCCAGACAUAAUCAUGAUGCUGACCGCAUUACUCCAGCGUUGAUAUUCCUCAUUCUCCUCAAAGGCUCAUUCAUUUCUCAGGUUACAGAGUCUGUAUGUGGAUUGCCCUUUUGGAUUUUGGGCUAGCCAUGUUAAAGGCUGCUCACAGAGGACCAUUAAUUAAUUAAAUGUCAUUCACAGAAUGUCAGAUUGGGCACAAUGAUGGUUCUGAGUCAGACCAUUGAUCCAUGUAGACCAGUACAGUCUUUCCCUAAUUGGCAGCAACUCACUGGAUCCGUCUCAAACAUAAUGAUGCCACUGGACUUGUUUCCCCCCCAGUGAUCACUUGAUAUAUAAGUUGAGCAUUAUGACCCCUGAAUUGUUCACCUGCGUAGAUUUUAACCUGACCCAAAGAAGAAUUCUCAGCUGACUCUGAGGGGAGCUCUAGUCCCCAACAUCAUCUAUAGGGCACUGUGUUGGCUACUAACUAGAUUACCGAAUAGCUUAGGGGAAGUUUGGAAAAGGGAGAGAAGGAAAAGAAACAGUCUUUGGGAGCUAAUUGCUAGAGAUGGGAAAGUCAAUGCAUCUAGAAAAGAAUGCAUAAUGAAUGGGCAGCAUAAGAGUGUUAUUCUUUAGGAUAUCCUGGUCUGAAAUUCCGUUGGUGGCAGGACUACAAAAGCAUUACAUUUGGAUUAUAAAGGCGUGAGAGAUCAUGUAAUAUGUUUAUUUACAAAUAUAUGAGCAAAGCCUAUUGGAAGCAAACACAAGCAGUACGAACACUGGUUCUACAUCAGAUUCCUCAAGGAAGCAGUGGCACCCAGUAUACUUCAGUUUUUAGCCAGAGCCUUCUUUAAAGGCUUAGCUUUCUCUCUCUCUCCCUCUAGGUGAAAAGUGUGGAUUUCCAAAGCCAUAAGGGAGAGAGUCACUAAGGACUUGCUAGUCAAGUCAAAGGCAUCUGUAAAGUAGAAGAUCUCACAAACAUUUUAGACUCCAUUCCGUGAAAAAGAAUCACGUUUAGACAUUCACAAUGUUUAAACAUUCCGUGUCAGGCCAGCAUAAAUAGCUUCUCGCUUUUUUUAAGAGAGCAGCCUAGAAACGCUUCAUGAUGCGUUGAGAUCCAUUGACCUAAAGAGAACUGAGGCUCAUAACAGUACCUCCAACUGUGGCAAAGUCUGUCAACUAUGAAUAUUAUAAUGCCAAAAUUUGAAGAACUGGAGCUGGGGGGGAAAGAAUAGUAAUGAUUUUAGAGUUGAAAGGGAUCUUGUACUGUCAUUGGUUCCAACAUCCUGCAGGAUCAGCAAUGCAGGAUAAAUCACAAUUAGAUGGUCAUCCAGCUUCUGCUUAAGUGCUCUCAGUGAAGGAGAGCCCAUCAUCUCCCAAGGCACUGUGUUCCCACUCUUACUUUUGGGAGAACCCACAAACAUAGGAAGAGCCUGCAGGAUCAGGCCAGCGGCCCUUCUAAUUCAGCCUCCUGUUCUCCCAGUGCCCACCCAGAUGCCUGUGGGAAACCCAAAAGCAGGGCCCAAGCACAAGAACACUCUUCCCAUAAAUUGGUAUUCAGAAGCAGGCUGCCUCAAGCUCUGGAGGUAGAGCCUUGCCAUCAUAGUUAAUAGUCACUGAUAGUCUCAUCCUUCAUGAAUUUGUCCAAUCCUUUUUUAGUGCUGGCCAUCACUGCCUCCUCCACCCAUUGCUCCUUUGGAGCAAGUGAGAGCAAGCGCACUCCAUCUUCUAUACUAGCUCCCCUUCAGCUAUUUCAAGACAGCUAUCAGGAAUUCUGGGAAGGCGAAACAGAUUAGGGUAAUAUAGAGAUGUUUUCAAACACCAUUAUUUUUCACGAAAGCGGCAAAGCGGCACUCCUCUGAGCUGAACCGACAGGUUCAGAGUAAUCCACUGCUGCUGAAAAAUCAUUUCCAGAAACAAUUUCCCGAUAUCAUUGUUGUCAUAAUAGGACUGGAUUAGAGAUCCUGUUAUAAUAUUAAAAGCUCGAGAAGGGCACUUUCGGCACUGUGAUUCAUUGAUCUCUUUUCGACUCUGCUCUGAAAUGUUUAAUUUAAAAGUACGUUUCUGCCUAAAUUUGCAGCACUGGAAACGAGCUCACUGUUCAGCUGGAAAACAAACGGCACUUUAAAAAUUUAAGUUUGCAAUAAAUUCAAGCCUUUGGGUCUUGCUUGGGGGCAGUGGUGGAGCUUCAUGCUCCGGCACCGGGGGGCGGAGAGCAGGCGGGGGCCGGGCUGGCGCGCGUCCCAGAGGCGCAGUGCACAUCUUGGGGGUGUGAUGCACCAUCCGCAGGGGUGUGAUGCGCGUCCUGGGGGUGUGGCACACUGCCUGCGAGGGCGUGGCGCCCAGCGCAGGUGGGGAUCAGCUGCGAUGGCACCCCACCGGGAUCGCGCUGCCGGGGGCAGUGCACUCCCCCCGCACUCCUCUUCCUCCGCCAGUGCUUGGGAGCAUCCUAUAGGGAUCUAGAUGCUGAACUUGAUGGGCCUUUGGCCUAAUCCAACAAGGCUUUUCUUAUCUUCUUAAUGUCAUAUCUCUGCAAGAGUGGGUUCUCAGAUAUCAAAAUACUACUCAGAAAUGCAUGUAGUAUGCCACAAGUGUUGCUGUGUGGAGUGCAGAGGUCAGGAUUCCAUCCUCUCCCUUUCAUCCCCUUUGUUUUCUGUUCCCUGGCUCAGCCAGUUUGAAGUCCAGGGCCGGCCCACCCAUUAGGAAUAGUGAGGCCAAUGCCUCAAGCAGCGGAAACCCUUGAGGAGGCAACACUGUCGGUAGGCCUUAGGAUGAGGCAGAGAAGCGACACCGACAUUGGUGCUGAUUUCGGGCAAGAUCUCGUCAUCAUUGCAGGGGAGCUUGCAGAGUGCACGAGGUCCUGUGUGAUUUGGGGAGAGAUCUCGCCCCAAACCAGCAAGAUCGCACCUGAAACCGGCUCGGUCCCCAACCCCAGCUCAGCCAAUGAUAUGACAGCAUCACGGGCUCAUCCCAGGUAAGCCAAAUCUGGCUUAGUUGAGCCUGGUGUUAAGUCCCUAAAAGGGGCUGUUUGUGGACCAUGGGGAUACUUUCUCCUUGGUCAUAUGACCAGCAUCAAACACUGCUUUAAAAAGGCUUAUUUUCCUUCUGCCAGGCUCAGGCAGAGCAGCAGCCGCUCUGUUUGGUAUAGCUGGUGUAUCUUUACACUGGCUUAACUUACACUGGCUUGCUUUAUGCCCUUACAUAUGGGAUUUGGUGAGCUUUGCCCACAUUGGACUGCCUCUUACACAGAGUGCCUGCUUAUGUCUGAGCCACCUGCAAACUGUCGGUUUCUUUGUUUUUGAAGUCUAUUUAAAUAUUCUUAUGUUAUUGUUUUUACUCUACCCAUCUGACUGGGUUGCCACUCUGGCACAUUAUAUGGGGAAUUAUUUGCAAAAUACAUCUCCUAUUUAUUUGUUUAUUAGGAAAGAUUUGUAAGACGCUUAAUUGAAACAAAAAAACCCCCUCUAAAUGCAUAAAGCCAUUAGCAGUAACACAUAGGCAAAAUAGCAUACGUUAAUAUACAAGUCUAAAUUAUGUAUUUGGGUAGGCUUCUUCAAAUAAAAAAGUUUUCUAGAAGGCAUCUAAGACAUUUUAAUACGGGUACCUGCAGAGAGUAUAAAAAGUAUGAAAUAGUCAAACCACAUGUGGUAUUAUAUUUCUGCAGCGUUAAGGAAUUAAUCCUUAAGUAUUUUAUAGGCAUUCUUGUAUAUAUUUACUUAUGUGCUGGUUACUUUAGGAAAACCGGGGUGGGAUAUGUAUGAAAAAUGUGUGUAAUAUUAUAUUUAUAAUGAUACACAUAAUAAUGCAUAUAAUAUGUUUGUAUUUUUAAAGGACCCAGGGAGGAAUAAUUCCCUUGUAAUUGAGAUCAAGCUAUGAGAUGAGAAUUAAGAAAAGAAUCCAUGCAGACAGUCAUAACAUUGAGAUUUUUGGAAAGUCUCACCCCUAAAUUCAAUCCUCAUUAGGAUGUUUUAGGGUGUUCCCACCAUGAGUACUUUUCCUCCCCCUAAACCUCAAGAUUCCUCCAAGUCUGCUGGUACCUCCUUCUUUUAUGUUCAUGAUGCCAUUUGGUCUAUAUAAAUGGCACUCCCAGCACAAGCAUCAGAAAUUGUGAGAAUGACUUAAGCAUGGCUGUUUCCCAAAAAGUAGGCUGCCUUAGAUGGGAUCAUAUUAGCUGGCUGUCUAUAACAGUACUGACCACUCUGACAAGUUGUAGUUCUCCAGGACCCCAGGCAGAAUUCUUUUGCUUUACCUGCUAUCUGAUCCUUUCGACUGGAGAUAGGAUUUGGGACCUUCUGCACAGUCCUUCUUCCCAAUUUGCAGUUUCGUUCUGCAAGCUGUGCAGCUUGAAGCAUACACACAAUCUCACUCAACAAGGAGAGAUUUCCUUUCAUAGCUCCCCCCCCCCCGACUGUAUCACUGAUAAUAAUUGAUGCGGUGUAAGAGCAAACCUCCCAAAUUUGCAAUUUCUAAAACGCUACACGAACGGAAACAAAACCGUCCUUCGAAAUUUGCACGUCUCUGAAUUUUGUGACUCGGUUUUCCAGACAAGUAAUAUGUGCAAAAAAUGUAUAUGUUACUGAAAAGAACAUAUAUAAUGCAUUGUAUUAGGGGAGAUUGCUUGUACAAAUGUCAGGCAAAAUUACCUACAGAAAUGUGUAUAUUCAUAGAAUGCUAUUGAAUGAGGAUUUAAAAAUAAAUAAAUAAGCAAAGUGAUGCAGAAAUGUGGAAAAGAGAACAGAACUUAAGACUGAAAACAUGAGAAACUGGGAGAAACGGAAAUCAACAAAUUUGUCCAUCUCUAUAACAAACUUUUAUGCUUUCAAGGGUGGGAUGAAGUAGGACGAAGUCUCAAAAGUUUCUCCUAUAAAAUGUAUGAUAAGCACUGCAGGAAGCCACCUGAUAGGUCUGUUCAGAAUUAGAGGUCAGAGAACUGGCUGAAUAAAUAAAUAAGUUUCUGCUUUUCUGGAAACAAAGACUCUCAGAUGGGAAAGAUGCAAAAGUGUUUGGCCCCUUUAAGCAAACAUGCAGUAAUUUAUCAUAAACAGGCAUAUUUGGAAACUUUAGCAGGUGCUACUUUUGCAAGGGCGAUGGGGUUAACUACCAAAGUUGUAUGUAACUUGGAUCUUGAGUAGAGUAAUUAAUCAAGAAAUUAGAUUCCUCUCCUCUUCUCCAGCCCACAUGGAGUGCUGCUUGCCGCUAUGCCAGACCAAACAACAGCAAAAAGAGGGAAAAUAUUUGUAAUGAAAGCUUAUUGAAUAAAUAUGUUGGGCCUGUAAAAAUGAUUUCUCUGUUGUAAAGCAAAGGGAUUCUUUUUAAAAAAUCGUUAUUAAUCAAGUUUUAUUAUGCAGUGGAAAAAGGGAGGCAACGGCUGGCUAGGAUUACAGUCUUAUGUCUAUUUAAGUGAUUUCAAGAUGUGGUAUGUUUUUACAUGCUUUUGUACAAUUCAACAAAAACGUUCUUUUCCACCGUGUUGAUUUUAAGAAACCGGCGAGAAAGCAGGCAGGCAAGCAAAAUACAUGAAUUGGAAGGAUAAAUCUGCUACAGCCUUUUAAAAUGUUGUUUUGCUAAGUUAGUUUAUUUGGUCAAAUUCUCCUGACUUUGUUAUAGGACUGCUCCCAAUUAAAUGAAAACCGCUCUGACAUGCAGUAAUAAUUUAACUAUUGAUUUGUGGGGCUUUUUUUGUUUUCCUUUUAUUUGUAUUUUCUUAUUCUUUCUAGAAAUAAAAAAUCCUAAAUCUUACCACACUUCCAACCAUUUAAGCAUAUUAUUAUUACUGUAAUUAAAAAAAGAAAAACCGAAUAAAGAAAAUUUGCAGAGUGUUUCGUGGCCUGAUAUGGAGCUUCUGGGGAAUGUAGUGAUAUAGGGAUCUGGUUGAGCACUAUUGGAGAUCAUGGUUAAACUCCACAUACUUGUGACCUGUGGCAGAAUUGCACCCACCCCAAUAAUUAUCGAAAUAACAAUUAAACAAAAAUAUGUCUUAUACUUGUUGCCAUUCUGAAACUGAUUUAAUUGUUUUAGCUGAGUUGCAAUGAUAUGUUGCUCACCUGUGUAUUAUCCAAAACACUGCUGUUUUAAGCCACUGUUCUUAAUGAUUUUUGACAGUUUUAUUUAAGUUGCCUUGCAAGGGCUUGGCCCUAAAAGUCAGCAUGGAAAUACUGAAGCAAAUGAAUGAAUGCCAGAAUAAAAUUGAGGGGAAGGGAAUAAAAAUAGCCCAGAUGAAGAAUAGAUUACUAAAAAGGGUAUUUCUGGGUGGGAUGACGGUCUGAACUUUGAAAAGUUCUGUAUGUGCAUUACAAAAAAUGGGUCUAAAAUACAUCCUUGUCAACAAAUUCAUGUUAAUUAUGAAACUGACCAAUAAUAUGGUCCUAUUUCCCUCUCAGUUUUUUUUUAAAAUUUUUUUAAUAAUAAGAAUAAAAUUUUAUUUAUAUCUCGCCCUCCCCAGCCGAAGCCGGGCUCAAAGUGGCUAACAACAAUAAAAGUAACACAGUUUACAUAAAAUCUCAAUCAAUUAAUUGAAAUACAUUCUAAAAUCAAUUCCUUCUAAAAUCAAUUCAUAGGCACUUUUCAUAGAUACUGCCUGGUGGGGCCUAAACUCUGUUUUAAAAUGUCACGAAAAUGGUUUGGUUGCUAAAAAUAAGCUGUCUUUUUUGCAGGUAUAUCAGCUUAAGGAAAGGGGCAAGGAGGAGGAGAAUAUACCAAAGUCGCUUGUAAGCGUGAACGUUAUAAUUAACAAAGCCGAUCAUUUUAGUUUCUGACUGACAUGUGACAUGUGUGGAUUCGCCCCCUCCCCCCCCCAUCCAAAGCAUCCAACCAGUCAAGUUGCUUUGAGAGAUUGGCAUUUCCGGGACAGAAGUGUACCAAUAUCUGCAUAAAUGUCUGAUCUUCUAUAGCAGGGGUCAGCAAACCUUUUCAGCAGGGGGCCAGUCCACUGUCCCUCAGACCUUGUCGGGGGCUGGACUAUAUUUUGAGAGAAAAAAUAUGAACGAAUUCCUAUGCCCCCAAAAUAACCCGGAGAUGCAUUUUAAAUAAAAGGGCACAUUCUACUGAUGUAAAAACACCAGGCAGGCCCCACAAAUAUCCCAGAGAUGCAUUUUAAAUAAAAGGGCAGAUUCUACUGAUGUAAAACACGCUGACUCCUGGACCGUCCGCGGGCCAGAUUGAGAAGGCAAUGGGGCCAGAUCCAGACCCCGGGCUUUAGUUUGCCUACCCAUGCUCUAUAACUUUGUGCUUGUUUGCCUUUUUAUACAUUGAGUUUUAAUUUUAAUAAGCAUCUGCAGGUAUAAUAAGUUUUAGGCUGGCAUAUGAUACACACACUUACAUGGGAAUAAUAAGUCUUACUGAACGCAGUGGCAGUUUCUUUUAAAUAGCAUAUAGGUUUGCUACAUUGCUAAAAUGUAGAUACUUCCGGGGGUCUGUUUGCAGUUGUUCCAUUUUCCUUCUGUUGAUCCAAAAGUCAGGAUAAUACAAUGGAAAGGUAUGCCUGCCUGUUUGCCAAACCUCUACAAAUAACUGUUUCAGUUUUUAUUUACUCUUUCUCUGCCGGGAAGUAAUAAUUAAAUUUCUGUUUCUCCCUUCCCAACCAUCCAGUUCCUCACCCACAGAAGCAAUUAGCUUACAAUGCUUCGAAAGCCGGGGUUGUAAAGUUAACUCAGACGUUGGGGACGGAGUGGAUUGAUAGAGGAGUAAGAGUGAACUGCAUUUCUCCGUAAGUAACAUGUAGGGUUUGGGCGGGGGGAGCGAGGAAAUAAGGAAAUAAGGAUGAAUGUGAUGAAGUUCUCAAGUUAAGAAAAUGUAAGAAAGCAAAGUUGUUAGCUAGCAAAACUUCAGUUCCUUAAAUAAGGGUGAGAAUACUCUCAAGCAUAACACAAAUGCCAAGUGCAUAGCAAAAAGUCGUCUCUAUUGCUGUGUAUGUUCUGGGAUUUUUGAAAAGAUUAUGCCAUUUGAUAACAGGUUUUCUAAUUUUGUGAAGGGUGGUUUUUAACAUUUCUUUUCCAGGUGAAAUAUUUCCUUGCUACUGUCCAAGUCUUCUGUGGUAAAAGAAAAGGCAUUUGACACUUAACAGACAAUAUUCCCCCCCCCCCUUCCAGUCUCCCCCUCCCCCUCACGCUUCUUUUUACCUCAGACAAAUAUACAGGCACUUUAAAAGGGACGUCAUUAUACUACUAUCAUUGAAAUUCCAUUCGGUGGUAGCAAUUACAAGUCACCUCGGUAUAAUUUUUGUUUUUUAUGAAAUAUAUUCAUUAUCAAUUGCAUUUUACCUAAUUUUUGAAGGCUUAAAGGUGGGAAUUUCUGAAAAGGAAAAAUACAAGACUCGUGUGCAUGUGUGUGUGUAUACAUGUGUGUGUGUGUGCGCGCACACACAUUUCUCUUCCACACUGGGUACCUGAGCUGUGUGUGCCACUCUAUGUGCCCUGGGCUCGCCCUAAGCUCGCCCUGUAGCCCUCCAGCAUGCUGGAGGACAUUGUCUUGUCAUCAGUGUAAAGUAAAAUUCAAAUGUGAAUUUGGAGUGGGAGGGGCACCAUCUUCUCCUUUGUCUGAGGCAGGAAAAAAGCCUUGGACUGACCCCCCAGGGCAGCAUCCACUGUCCGCCUUUUAUUCUCCCAACAUCCCCGUCAGCUAUAUUAGGCUGAGAGACUGUGGCUGGAUCUACACACGGGGGGCGGGGGGGAACCCUGCUAUAAUUAAUUCAGAAAUUAAAUAAUAAUAAUAAUAAUAAUAAUAAUAAUAAUAAUAAAUUUAUAAUUUAUUAUUUAUUAUUAUGGUUAUAACCAGUGCAUUUUUUCUAAAAAAAACUGUUUAGGGGUACUUUCAUUUUGACUCAAGAAAACCACCAUUUUAUAGUUCGAAUCGGGGAAAAUAAAUACAGUAAAUGGACAAAAGUACAAAGAUUCACAAAAAUGUUUAGAGGUAUGCAUACCCCUGCGUCCUCCCAGGAAAAAAGGUUAUAAUGAAAGGUGGGGGGGGGAUUCUAUGGAAAAUCGCAUAGGCAAAGUUUUGGGCUCUACAGUGCCAUCUGGUGUUGCAUGUUUAUAACGCGGUUAUAGCGUUGUACCAUGAGUAAUGUAGCUGAGUCCACAGGACUGGCUGAAAGUUAUCCAGCCAGCUCUGCAGCUGAGUGGGGAUUUGAACUUGGGUCUCUUCUAGUCUAAGGCCAAGGCACCGAUCAUUACACUGCACACUAACUUUCUAAUGGACUCCCUGGGCUCCAAAGAGAGCAACUGCACCCAAGCAAUGCUCCUGGCCACACACAUCUUUUUGCUUCGUCAACUUCAAAUUGGCAACCACCUUACUUUCUUACGCAGACACACACAUUGCAGAAGGCUCGUCUCAGACCCCAGCACAGUAGUUGAAAUAACCAUUCAGUAAAGCUUCAUUCAUGGAUAUUGAGAGGUAUUAAUAUUAUCUUGCAAGUCCCUCACUGCCCCUGAAGUGACGUUUAGACAAAUCAUGGCUACUUAGACUUACACAACACUGGUAUUGCCUUGAAUCUAGAACAUGUAGAAGUAAAAAUAGAUGCUAGUUGAUUCUGAUGAAUAACAACCAUUGCUACUGAAUUUGGGCAAAAAGCAGUAAUAAUAAGAAUAUGUUAAAGGUAAAGGGACCUCGACCAUUAGGUCCAGUCGUGACCGACUCUGGGGUUGUGGCGCUCAUCUCGCUUUAUUGGCCGAGGGAGCCGGCGUACAGCUUCCAGGUCAUGUGGCCAGCAUGACUAAGCCACUUCUGGUGAACCAGAGCAGCACACGGAAAUGCCGUUUACCUUCCCGCCGGAGCGGUACCUAUUUAUCUACUUGCACUUGGACGUGCUUUCGAACUGCUAGGUUGGCAGGAGCAGGGACCGAGCGACGGGAGCUCAUCCCGUCGCGGGGAUUUGAACCGCCGACCUUCUGAUCAGCAAGUCCUAGGCUCUGUGGUUUAACCCACAGCGCCACCUGCGUCCCCUAGAAGAAUAUGUUACAAUUAUGUUAAUAAAAAAAAAUGGAAUAAGCAAAUGUAUAGACUAGCACCAUUAAGGCCCCACAGACACAGUCCCAUCAGACACAACAAGAUGAAAAUAUGCAACCUAAACUUUUCAUCCCAUUCAGUGAGGAAAGAUGUACUUCUCUUUAAACGGAAGUGGGCUCUUGGCUGUGAAAUUUUAAAGGGAAGUGGGUCUUCAGAGUAAGUGUCAGCUAUUAUUAUUAUUAUUAUUAUUAUUAUUAUUAUUAUUAAUAAUACCCUGCCCAUCUUGCUGGGUUUUUCCAGCCACUCUGGGCGACUCCCAACAGAGGACUAAAAACAGAAUAAAACUUCAAACAUUAAAAACUUCCCUAAACAGGGCUGCCUUCAGAUGUCUUCUAAAAGUCAGAUAGUUGUCUAUUUCCUUCCUGAUGGGAGGGUGUUACACAGGGCGGGCGCCACUACCGAGAAGGCCCUCUGCCUGGUACUACUUCAAAACAAGGCCUGUUUAUUUUUUAUUGAUUUGCCUGCAUAGUUUUGGGCCACUUUCCCCACUCAGAGGCCUUCACAGCAUCUAAUACAGUGUAUCAGAAACAUAAUAAACUAUGUGAUCAAACAAUGUAGCCAAUAUGAAUACAAAUAAUAGCACAAGGAGCUACAGAACAACCCCUUACUUCAAAAUACAGCACUGAGACAGAAAUAAUAUAUAUUUUUUUUAAAAAAAUUAUUUUCAUUUUUUUCCAGAAUAUUUAUUGAAUUUUAUAACAAUUAAUGAUACAAAUCUCAUUCAUCAUGUUAUUUACAAUUAUUCUCCCUCCCCUCCUCUGGACUUCCCUCAACUCCCCCUCUGCUGAGUUAUUUAGUUUUAUUUAUCGUAUCCUGCUUUUCCUACACAAAAAUAAAAUCCCUUAUCAUUUCUCUAAAAUAUCUGUUACUCAAAGAAAGUUGUGAAAGUUUAUUCAAAUCCUGCCAGUGAAUCCAGUCCAUUCUGUUGUUUCGGCAAAUAAACUGUAAAUGGUUCCCAGACUCUUUUGAAGUCCUUUUUGUCCUCUCGUAGUUUGUCUGUUAGCUUAGCCAAUUCUGCAUAGUUCAUCUGCUUUUCUUGCCAUUGUUCCUUUGAUGGUAUUUCUUCCAUCUUCCAAUAUUGUGCAAUCAAGAUUCUUGCCGCUGUUGUAGGAUACAUAAAUAAUGUCCAUUUUUCUUUUGGUAGCUCUUGAUUUGAGAUACCUAACAAAAAGGCUUCAGGGUGUUUGACAAAAUUCAUUUUAAACAUUUUUUUCAAUUCAUAGUAUAUCAUUUCCCAAUAUUUUUAAAUGCAUUUGCAUUCCCACCACAUUUGUCUACCUGGUAGAACCCCGCUUGGUCUCUAUGAAUAUAUUUCAAAUUUACAAACAACCAUCAAGCAAAUAAAUAUCCCCCCCCCCAUAAAUUGCCAUAGACUUCCCCCCUCCCCUUUGUGGGUCCUUAUGUUAAUUUUUUCUCCUGCAUCUUUUCUGUUAAUCCAAUUGUAUUAAAUCUCAAUUACACCCAUAGUCUAACAUUUAAUUACAAGCGACAUUCCAAUCCUACUAAUAAUUUUAAUAGUUUGCAGCGAUUUUAAAGGUAAAUUAUAUAUUUUCCCCAUUCCUUCUUAAAAUGUUGGUCUUCCUGAUUCCUAAUUCUUCCGGUCAGUUUGGCCAUUUCUGCAUAGUCCCAUCAGCUUAAUCUGCCAUUCUUCUCUGGUAGGCACUGUGUCUUCUUUCCAUCUCUGUGCUAAUAUUAUCCGGAUACUAGGAGACAGAAUGAAUAUCAACCAGGACCAAACAUAUGCAAAAUUCGGGAAUUUUCCUACAGAUCAACAUGGCCACCUUUAUGUGACUUGGAAAAAACAACUGAAGUGAGGUGUUCAACAGCAGAAUCCUAAACUAGAGAAGGAGGGUUUUACAGAUAGGACUUCUGAGGGAACCUUCUCUACAAAAGCUCAGUGAAGCCAUCCAGUUUGGCUUCUGACAAUUUCUUUUUGGCUUAGCACACCAAUUAAAAUUAAUGUCCACUUUUGCUGAUAUAAAGACCAUCCAGUUUUUCUUGAGUCAUGUUUUCCACCUAUCUAGGAACCUGCAUGUUCCACCUCAGGAUGGAGGCGGACCUAGGUGACAGGGAUACCUGAUUUUUCAUCAGUGGAGUCUCUGACGCUCAUCAGAAGAGGGGGCAAGGCAUUAUGGAGGCCAGGGCUGUAAAAGCACACUGGAGGAGCUGAACUACAUUUGCACCAGUGCACCCAUACACCCCAAGCAUCAUCAUUCCCUCCCAGUAAGCCACAGCGAUUCCUCUGUGAGAAAGCUAGUAUUGCAGCUCUGCCCCACCAGGUGAACCCCUUAUGCCAGCAGGGCCUAGGUGUAACCUGAUAAGCACAAAGGUCCAAAAAAACCUCAUGGAACAUCUGCGAUCUCCUGCUGUUUCCCCACCAUCACCACCCCAAGUGCUCUGUUUGCCAUCUAGCCUGAUUAAGAGACCUGUUGAACUCAAAAGCUUGCACAGUUGUUGCCAUCUGUUCUAAUAAAGGUGUCACCCUAAGAUGAGUUUUGGAAUUUUACAUAUGGGCCAACAUGCCUACCUGUAUUUUUUUUAAAAAAAGAUUGUUGUGUUCCUGUUUUGAUGGGCCUCCAUUAUUUACCAGGCAAUAAGCACCCUCAGAUAUGCAGAUGACACAACUUUGAUGGCAGAAAGUGAGGAGGAAUUAAAGAACCUCUUAAUGAGGGUGAAAGAGGAGAGCGCAAAAUAUGGUCUGAAGCUCAACAUCAAAAAAACUAAGAUCAUGGCCACUGGUCCCAUCAGCUCCUGGCAAUUAGAAGGGGAAGAAAUGGAGGCAGUGAGAGAUUUUACUUUCUUGGGCUCCAUGAUCACUGCAGAUGGUGACAGCAGCCACGAAAUUAAAAGACGCCUGCUCCUUGGGAGAAAAGCAAUGACAAACCUAGGCAGCAGAGACAUCACCUUGCCGACAAAGGUCCGUAUUGUUAAAGCUAUGGUUUUCCCACUAGUGAUGUAUGGAAGUGAGAGCUGGAACAUAAAGAAGGCUGAUCACCGAAGAAUUGAUGCUUUUGAAUUAUGGUGCAGGAGGAGACUCUUGAGAGUCCCCUGGACUGCAGGAAGAUCAAACUGAUCCAUUCUUAAGGAAAGCAGCCCUGAGUGCUCACUGGAAGGACAGAUCAUGAGGCUCCAAUACUUUGGCUACCUCGUGAGAAGAGAAGACUCCCUUGAAAAGACCCUGAUAUUGGGAAAUACUGAGGGCACAAGGAGAAGGGGACGACAGAGGACGAGAUGGUUGGACAGUGUUCUUGAAGCUACUAACAUGAGUUUGACCAAACUGCGGGAGGCAGUGGAAGACAGGAGUGCCUGGUGUGCUCUGGUCCAUGGGGUCACGAAGAGUCGGACAUGACUAAAUGACUAAACAACAACAACAAGCACUUUGAAGUGAUUAGCUCUUUUACCUUGGCUGUAAUACCUAUAAUUGCAGAAGCUUUGACACAUGUUUCACAGAGGGCCUUCUCGGUAGUGGCGCCCGCCCUGUGGAACGCUCUCCCUUCAGAUGUGAAGGAAAUAGGCAGCUAUCUUCUCUUUAAAAGACAUCUGAAGGCAGCCCCGUUUAGAGAAGUUUUUAAUAUUUAAUGCUGUAUUGUUUUUAACACUUGAUUGGAAGCCACCCAGAGUGGCUGGGGAAACUCAACCAGAUGGGUGGGGUAUAAAUAACAAAUUAUUAUUAUAAAUUAUUAUUAUAGUUUUGUAUUAUCUAAGUGAAUACAUGAGCCCUGCAUGCACUGUUUCCUAUGUGUUACAUUUUUUUAAAGCUCUACAGGGUUUUAGCAAGAAGUACCGGUAUACAGGCUCCAGCUCCAUAAGGAAAUGCGUUCCUGAACUAUAUUUUACAAGAGAAUCCAUAUUUAUAGCUGUGUCGGUGCCUAAGGCUUCCUUUAGUAAUAUCUAAUUGCCAGAAUUAUUGCAGUAUGAAAGUGCUAAUGCAUAUAUCUUAACUAAUGCAUAUCUGCUUGUGCAUUUAUGUUUUGUUUCCAGUUAUGCAUAAAACAACAGAAAUGUCCUAAUAUACGGCACACAAUUAGUGGUAGAUAUAGUGCAGGGAUGGGGGGAGAUUGGACAGGCUGAUAAAGAGGAAAGCAUGGGGUUACUUUUACAACAAUAGGGCCUCCCAAACUAAAUGACCAGGGUGAUGAGGAGGAGGAUUAAUCACUUAUACCCCACCCAUCUGACUGGGUUGCCCCAGCCACUCUGGGCAGCUUCCAACAUAAUCAAAAGCACAUCAAAACAUUAAAAACUUCCUGAUACAGGGAUGCUUCAGAUGGGUCAGUUGUGUAGUUGCUGAUCAGUUUGACAUUGGAUGGGAAGGCAUUCCACAGGGAGGGCGCCGCUACUGAGAAGGCCCUUUGCCUGGUUCCCUGUAACCUCACUUCUUGCAAUGAGAGUACCGCCUAAAGGCCCUUGGAGCUGGACCUUGGUGUCUGGGCUUAAAAAUGAGGGUGGAGACAUUCCUUCAGUUAUACAGGGCCAAAGCCAUUUAGGACUUUAAAGGUCAACACCAAGACUUUGAAUUUGGGUUUCCUAGGAUCCCCAGAAGGAUGGGUGAAUGUGGUGUAAAGAGGAUAUUGUGCGAUUUUUGUUUGGGCUAGGCAGUUAGCUUCAAAACCCACAAAAUUUGAGCCAGGGGCUCUCCAGAUGUUGGUUUGGACUCCAGCUCCCAUCAGCAUGGCAAGUGGUCAGGUACGAUGGCCGUGGAAGUCCAACAACAUCUGGAGGGAUACAGGUCUCCCAUUCCUGGUCUGAGAGAAAUCUGGGUUUGGGAGUUGGAAGGAGAUUGGUUUGUGGGCAUGAAUAACUUUGUAGAAGGAAUGCAUGUUAUGGAGGCUGCCCACUCAAUCAGACUUCCAGGAAACCAACCGCAUUUUCUCACUAUGGUUCUGUGAUCAAAUCAGCUUCUGUGCUCUUGUGAACCACUGACUGUGGUCUCCAUCGUUGGUAACGUCUGCUGCUUUUUUCUCACAGCAGUUAGUCCAUGAUCAUGUCCAAAUGGAAUUCAAUCACACCAUAAUGUUCAGUGCACCUACAGCUCUCUUUUUUUUACACUUCCUUUUUCUUUCAAGAUUCAAACUUACAUUUUAUCACUCAGCAAUUAUAAAGUUUAUUUCCAAAUACUCACCCAUCCUCGAUGUUUAUAAUCACAAAUAUAUACUAUUGCGUCUUAAAAAUCCAUCCUAUCCAGUUUCAUCCUCUUUAACAGGUAUCUUAGUAUAUUCUAUUCCCCCCCCUUAAACUUUAAACCCUGCUGUGGACUUCACAUAUGGAAAAUUAUUUUUUAAAUAUAGAAAAAGUUUAUGGUCCUCCUUGAAAGAUUCUAAAUGUGUCUCUUAUCAGAGCCGUCAGUUUUGCCAUCUCUGCAUAUUCCAUGAUUUUUAUCAGCCAUUCUUCCUUUGAGGAUAUUCUUUCCUCCUUCCACUUCCAUGCAUAAAGAUCCCUUGCUGCUUUGGUUAGGUACAUACAUAAAUACAGCUGAAGCUUCCUUUGGAAGCGCACCUUCAGUUCUUGUGAUAACAUGUGAAUGACAAGGCCAAUUGAGAACAGCUGGAUUGCGAGCGAUUAUUCUAGCAAUCCAAACACUGCUCUCCAAUCUGGAUCAACAAGAUCCAGAGAUCUGGAAUGCUAAAGUUUUCAGGUUUGGAUGAAGCAUCUUGACACUGAUUUGGGGGUGGGGCAAUGAGUUUUUGUGCGUACAGUGGAACCUCAGCUUCUAAACAAACGAAAACCAGAAGUAAUUGUUCCGGUUUUUGAAUGUUCUUUGGAAGCCGAACGCCUGGCUUCUGAUUGGCUGCAAAAAGCUGCUGCAGCCCAUCAGAAGCUGCGCCAUGGUUCCUGAACUGUUUCAGGAAUCGAACAGACUCCCGGAAUGGAUUAAGUUUGGGAACCAAGGUUCCGCUGUAUAUGGAACUGGCAUAAAAGGACAGCAGAGGGAAGAACCAAGCAAAGCCGUAUCACAUCACUUAAAGGCAUCCCAAUUAACCAGCAUUACCAUCCCCAUUAAGCAACAGCAGUUGCUCUUAAAUAUCUCUGGGCUUUUAUGCAGUUUCUUGGGAGAUGUCCCAAUUAAGUGGGUUUUACUGAUUAAACACUUCCUGAGUAAUUGAAGUGUACUUAAAUCAUCCAAAUUAAUAACUCAUCUGAAAGAAAUCAACUUAUACACAGAUGGAAACCCCUUUCUCCAAAACACACAAAUGCACACACUUUGGGAGAAGAACUCUUGCGACCAUUCUAAGGGAGCAGCUGAUAAACAGGGCACUCAAAGACCAACAUAUCCACUGGCAUAAAGUGUGGGAUCGUUUGGGGGCUACUUGAGUCUUAAAUCAGCCCACACUGCUGCCUUCAGCAGCGAAAUGUCAGUUCUGCAUCUCCCGUGAAGGGAACCUAGAUAGUGUGAUAAGCCAUUGUUAUGCAACAGCAUUGCAUUCCAGAUGAGGCAGAGAAUUAACACCUUGGCACUUGUCACUGCUCAGAAUGGUUAAGAGCCAAGGCACAUUUGCCUAAAAGGGUUUUUCCAUCUCCAGCAUUAAAUUGCCCAUCUUGGCACGGAGCCUCUCCCAGAAGAUGUGCAGUAUACUGGGGCAUAUCUAAUAUUUGUAUAAGAACCCAAAAGCGUGCUUACAAGCCACUAUGUUGUUGUUGUUAUUAUUUUUCUCGUUUGCUUAUUUUUCCAAACCAGAACAGUCCUAAAUUAUGCUGUCUUUAGAAUAAAACGUUCAAUUUCCUCCCACCGCCAGCAUAAUUAAACGAAAAGCCUAAGUUCUACUAUGUGGUACCGUGCUCUAUAAUUUAUGAAUAUCAUAAUUAACUUCAGAAAUUUCAGUUUUGCUGGGUUUUAUUUGCCUGGAGGCAUUGGCCGCAGCGCUGUCCACAGGACUUCUAUAAGCUCAGGAGGGUUUCCGAGGCCUUCCUUUCAGUAAGCUGGUUGUUGUCCUGCUAUUAAGGACGAAAUUAAAUUUUGUGUUUAUUUUACUGAGAAAUUAGUUAAUCCACAUAUUUUGAACCAAUGUGUGAACCAAACACAGCUAUCCUUCAAAAUGCACGCUUGUCUGAAUUUUGUGAGGCAGUUUGACAACCAAACAAUAAAUAUAUUCUAUUCUAUUCUAAAAAUGCAUGUAGCAGUGAAAACAACGUAUUAAAAGGCAGUAUAAUAAGAAGAACUGCUUGCAAAAAUGUGUGUGUUUGUCAAAACUGCAUACAAUAAAAAUGUGUUUAUUGGGAAUAAUUCACACUAAAAUGCUGAUGAACGUUCAUGACAAUUUUUUUUAAAAAACAAAACCUUGUGGAAAUGUGGAGAACUGAAUUUAAGAUUGGAAAAGGAGAAAUUUAGAGGACUAUAAUGGACAGGUUUGACGAUCCUGUCAGCCUGUUAAAUGGAGAGAGGUGGAAAGGUUCAUUCAAGCAGUCCUACUUCAUCCUAUUUUGUUCCCUAGUGGAGAAUUGCAAAGAUCUUACUGCAGAAACCUCCCGCCCAGUAUUGUUUGUUGUGAGGAGAAGCUAAGCUUGCUCUCCCUUCUCCUCAGUAUACACACUGCUGGUUAGACAGACUUGUCAGAGAUGACUGCGCCCCCCCCCCAAUGCCUUUCUCCCCAGCAAGGGUGCCAUUGGACUUUCAGGCAGACGUUCAGGGCCAUACUCAGCAGAAUUACUAGGAGCUCUUCCCCUUGAUUCCAGAGUCUAAAAUUACCAAACUGCAUCACUGCACACAUAUACACCCGACCAAAUAUCUCUGUGUGGAUAUUCCUCAUUUGAAUAAGCCCAUUCAUUUAUUUUAUUUUUUAAAAAACCUUUUGUUUGGUGAAAAGGUAAACAAACUGAGCGAUCUAUCUAUUUGUUACACAAUUGGUUCUUGAAUAUAUCUCCAUAUAGAAAGAAAUGCAUCUUGGAUCUGGUUUAAAUGAUCAAAGCCAGACUGUUUAUCUAGUUUCUAAUGAAUAGAAAAUAAAAUGAUGUAGCAUGAAGCCUAAGGCCACACCCUGCUAACAUUUGCAAAUAAAACUGGCACUGAAUUGUAAUCAGAGAUUCACAGGAAAUGCUUGAAAAAAUGGGAUUGGUGUUCGCCCCCCCCCCCCCCAGUCUCCAAAUGUCUACUAAAAGUAAAAUAAAAUAAAAUGGCUGGCCUUCUUUGGAUCAUCCGUCACUACCCCUAGAGCACCUAGCACAUUUUGAUAAUUAUUAUUGUUGUUAUUCUCAUUAUUAUCAGUGUGAUCCAAGCCUAGUAUUGUUUCAUAUUUUGUGUGUGUGUGCAUGUGUCUAAUAUAUAUGGGGAAAAAUGUUGUUGAGUAACAGUAAAUGAUAAGCCUGUUGAUAUUCUUUUGCAACUGAAAAAUCAAAUUGUUUUCGUAGAAAACAUGUGCUAGAGUCAAGGGGUUGAGAAGACUGGGAUAGGGAACUACUUAGGGAAAAUAAUAUUGUGAUUAUAAUAUUACUUUGGAAUGCAGGAUAGUGCCAGAGGUCAAUCAUGUUGCCCUUGUGUGGUAUUAUUUCUGAAUAGCUAUCCUGUUUAUUGUCAGUUUCAGACUGAAAAGAAAGUAGGGUUGUGGAAGAGUGCCCCGGUUAAGCAAAAAAAUUAAAACAUGUAUAUGAGAAAGAGAGCAAAGUCUGAACCACAUCCAUUAAACAAUAUCGCAAGAGUUUCUUUUAAAACAAAAGUACAAGGCGGAGGUUUCUCGUUCCCAGAAUUCAGUGUUUCUAAACCCUGUUUCUUUGGAAGCAUAAAUUGGGAUGAGGAUGAAGUUUGAGAACAAAACGGCAUUUCGAGACUUUGUUCAUUUCAUAUUUAUCACUAGCUUGUUUGCUAAUUUUCAUUUGCAAGAGGCAAUUCUUCCAGCUAACUGGCUGCCUCAAUGGGCCACUGAUUUCUUUGAAGUGACAGUCUGUAAAUAUGCAUAAAAAAGAGAUGCAAUUAGCGCGUGUGUGGUUCAGUGCAGUCUGAUUUCAUUGGCAAGUUUACCCACAGUGUUGAUAAGCUACAUUAUCUAGAAAAUUGGCCGCUGAAAAACAGCACCUCUGAUUGCCAGCAAAGGUUCCAGAUAACAGGGUGCUGAAGAGAAAUAUAAUUGAGGUUGAAUAUGUUAACCAAGGUGUCACAUGUUCCUUAGAAGCACUAAUUUAUCAGCAUGUUGGAAUUUUUAUUAACAUUUGGAAUGCAUUUCUGCCACACUAAUGAAGUGGAAUUGGCAGCUCAGGUUUUAGUUAUUGUCAUUUCUGAGAAGUUAAAUGUAAUUUCUUGUUAGGCCCAGUUAUGUAAAUAUAUUUAUACAGGGACUGGGGGGGAGAGAAUUAUAACAUUUCUCAAAAUACAAAUAUGUUGCUAAGGAGGAGGGUGACAAAUCAGUUAUUGUUAAAGCCCUAAACACCCACCAAAUGUUUAUGGAGUGCUGUGGAUUCUUUGGCUCUCAUUCAUAUAUAUUUUUGGGGGGUAUAUAUAUAUAUAUGUGUGUGUGUGUGUGUGUGUGUGUGUGUGUGUGUGCGCGUAAACAUUUCCUGAUAAAUUCUCUGUCAUAUUGCAGAGAAGGUGUCUAAGCUGGAAGAUAUUAGGAGCCAGUUCCUUCAAGCUUUUUACUAACUGACAUUUUCUUCUCGGGAAAAGUCCUAGUGAACGUGAACUUUUAUUCUAAAAUUAGAAAAGAAAGAAAUAAUGGUUAUGCCUUCCUCUUGAAAUGAUAGCAUGUGAACCGCCUGCAUUCGCUGAACAUAUUGUAGACCCCCUUUCGCAGUGUCUCCUAAUGAAUAGAAUAAUUGCUAUGUCCAGUUCCAAAAAAUCUAUUUGUAGGUAAAUGCUCGCAAGUCACUUUCAAUUUAGAUGAUGUGAUUGUUUGUGAGGCAAAUCUUUCAAUUGGGACGUUAUGCUAAAUAAUGUAUCGCUAAUGUGGAAAUAAAUGAGGGACACAAUGAUGAUACAUAAAAACUAUAUUAGAAAGACAUUUAACGGGAAUCAUGUUUGAAGUUUCUGGUGGCUUUUAGCCAGGGAGGUUUGGAAUCUUUCUCAUCCUUCGUUUGAAAAGUACCUCCAGGGCUAUUUUUGUAUUGUUGCAAUUUUGUGCUGCAAAGAAAGAAAGAAAGAAAGAAAGAAAGAAAGAAAGAAAGAAGCCAUAACAAGCCGGUUUGUGUCUUAUAUGUUUAUACAGGGGGAUUGUCGAAACACCGCUCAUCCAUUCUGAGGAGCUGAAACCUCUUGUGCAGUGCUGGCUCACGGACAUCCCAGCCGGAAGGCUGGCUCGAGUGACAGACUUGCAAGCUGCCGUCGUAUACUUGGCAUCUGAAGCUUCAGAUUAUAUGACUGGCCACAACUUAGUCAUUGAAGGAGGGCAAAGCUUAUGGUAGAAAAGGAAUGGAAACGCUCUUUCAGUGCAUACGGAGGAAUGACAGGCACACAGGAAAGACUCCCCUGAUCACAUUGCAGUUCUGCACGAGUUACGAGUGUUCAGCUUCUCUCUUGACAUUGUCCAUUAAUUCCUUCCUCCAAAAAAUAGAGCUUCUAAUUUCCAAACUGCUAUUUUAGACCCAAUCUACAACAGCUCUUGUCUUAACAAAGGUCAGCAUGUGGAGGUUUGCUUAUUUUUUUAAAAAAAAUCUGCCCUAGACUGAAUGCUAUACUAGUACACACGCACAAAGGUCAGCAUGUGGAGGUUUGCUUAUUUUUUUAAAAAAAAUCUGCCCUAGACUGAAUGCUAUACUAGUACACACACACACUGAUUUUCCCUCUAUCGACACAUUCAGUUCAGUGGAGAAAACAGAUUGCCACUAUGCAAAUAAUUUUGUACUGAAAAAAAUAAAAAUAAAGUAGUAUCCUAUAUUUUAGCCAACACAGAAGACAUCCUGUUGCCAGCUUGAAUGUUGUGUUUGAAUCUUUGCUAAAUUACUGCUUCAAUUAAUCAAGAAAAUUUGUUGAUACUUCUACUGCAGCUGUAAUGUCAAAUAUAGGGGGGGGGGAUUGCACGGGGGGUGGGAAGAGAAAUGCUUGAAAUGCUAAGUUAUUCUUGCAGCAGGAUUUUGUCUUGAGAAAGUAAACUGAGGAUUGACAGUCAAUGUUUGUCGGUUUGUGUUGUAGCUCCCCCCCACCCCAGCUUUAAAUGGAAAUGAUUCCAGCAAUUGCUCUAAAAGGUGUUG